Messenger RNA from Loxodonta africana (African savanna elephant), 61087 nucleotides. RefSeq lists its product as uncharacterized. The record is from RefSeq and is a predicted model, not a curated record. The transcript is spliced from 2 exons. The coding region runs from base 49287 to 50165 and encodes 292 amino acids. Lineage: Eukaryota; Metazoa; Chordata; Mammalia; Proboscidea; Elephantidae.
GAGGGGGAAGAAGGGUGGGGGUUAGGAAAGCACAUAUUGCUGGUUACCGGGUGCUCUGUCUCCUGCUGGAAACUUUGUGAAGCUGCUUUACUGUACUCCCUGUCCACUGUUCUCUGAUGUGAGUGGGGGGAAUCUAAGCAGCACUGAUGCUGCACUUUUUGGCGAGCCGAGCCAUUGCAGCCAGCCAGGAAGCUCAGAGGUAGAGCAGUGGGGAAAGGAUGAGUGGUGGAAAAGCGUGUAUCGAUGGUUACCAGGUGCUCUGUCCCCCGUUGGGAGCUCCGUGAAGCUGCUUUCCUUGCUCCCUGCCUUUGACAGGAGUCCAAGAUGGCGGAUCCGUGCUGCGUUAGCUGAUUGGGAACCUCUGAGCGUAUCUCUCGUUGCUCUCUGUCUCUGCAGGUUUCUUAUUCGAUUUGGUGCUUGGCCGAGUUCUUUAUCUCUUCCUUUGACCCUUCGGGUUCCAGGAGCAACAUUUGUCUCUGUUUUACGGGUCUUUGCUGUGCAAGGAAGGUGUGCUACUUCCGUCUAUGGUGCCAUGUUGGCCGGAAGUCUAUAAUGUGUUUUGAGAUCCGGAAGUGUUAGUCCUUCUACUCUAUUUUUCUUUUUCAGAGAUUACUGUGGUUAUUCAGGGCCCCUUGUCAUUUCAUGUAAAUUAGAGAAUUGGCUUUUCCAUAUCUGCAAAGAAGACUUUUGGAAUUUUGAUAGCUUUUGAGUUGAAUUUAUAUAUGGCUUUAGAUACUACUGACAUCCAGUCUUAAUUAGGCUUCCUGGUUAUACACGUUCACAGCCCUGUUCUUUUCUUUGUGACAUUUCUUUCCACUUGUAACUUUAUAUUUAUUUUUAUGACUUACAAAAUCCUUCCACUCCACAGAUGACUAUGUGAGGGCCAGAGUGCACGUAUAUCAGUGCCUAGAACAGUGUGGCUGGCCUAUCGUAGACACUCAAUACAUAUCUGGUCUCUAGAAAAAUGAAUGCAGUGGAGUUAUUUGUAGAUGCAUGGGUGCUGCCUAGAUGCAAAAGACUGCUGCGGUUCCAUAAAGAAGCCAAUUUCAGUGAAAUAUUGGCUAUUUGUCACCCAUGUGACAAAUAUCACUAAGUAAGAACUAGGUAUUAAGGACCCAGAACAGCUCUUUCAAGAUUACGGUUGCAUUUGCCUUCAGGGACUGUGGCUGGCAUCCUUGUUGUGCCUACCUCCUCUUGCUCUGUCUGUACUUCUAUUGGGAGAAGCAGAGCCAGAGUUAAGGCAAUUCAUAUAUAGAACACAGAAUAUUUCUAUGUAUAUAAAUCCAUGUACAGAACAUAUAUAGGCAAUCUAUAUAUAGUGUUUUAAUUUUGUCCUGUACAUACUAUGGUUACUGCAGCAAAGGAUGAGGCAAAUGUUGCAAUCUAGGAGUACACGUAUUUAAAGACAGUAGUGAUAGAAUUUCCAGGCAUCAUUACUCAAUUUCCAUAAUAUAUAACACAGUUAAUCUUUAAGCACUCAAGUCAGAAGUCUAUUAAUAUAGUUAUUGUUGCCAUUUUAGUAGGGCCUCAGUAAAUGUGAAUUUAUUAUAAUUAAUAAUAAUAACAAACUUAUAUAAUGCUUACUACACCUCAGGAACUGUUUUAACCAAGUCAUGUAUAGCAAUGAAUUUAAUUAUCCUAGCAAUACUGGGUGGUAGGUGCUGUUAUCAUCCCGGUUUUCGUAGAAGAGGCGACUGAGGCCCGUGGUGAUGGAGUAACUUGCCUGAAGUCACACAAUAAGCGGCAGAGCCAAGAUUUAAACUCAGCCUUUCUGGCUCAGACGUCUGUGUCCUUAAUCUUAAACUACAUUGUUGAAAGGAGCAAGAUUGUCUUGUAAGUACCUUUUCCAAGGCUACCCAGCACCAUAUACAAUUGUGCGGGUUGAGGAGAGACAAGAAGAUCCAUGAUGGCCUGAGGACCUCUGCUGUGUGUGAACUUCUGGUGUACCGUCAUAACUCUUCUCAUGGAAGAGACAUUUUCCUGCCUUCCAUGGGGCUAUUAGGUUUUUUUUUGUUUUGUUUUUUUUCUAAAAGCUUAUGUGUCAGGUCUCAUUGGCUAAGGGGAAAAGGCAUUUCUGUGGAACGAUGUAGAAGAUAAAACAUCUGUGAGUCAGAAUCGAUUCAACUCAACAGCAGUGGGCUUGGUUGGGUGUUUUUAAACUUUUUUUUUUUUUAGAGAUGAAAUUAACGUGUAUCCUAGCUAUUUCUUCCAGAUUGGUGACUUGUCUCACCUAAUUUUUUCCCUUCCUAUUUCACGACGACAUAGUUAAUAGCAUAAGGAGCCCAAGCCCCGAGUGUAGCGGUGAGGGUGUCCUGUUGAUACACCUCCAUGUGGAAGCUGUGAGGAGCACACAUAGGCUAAUACGAAUCCCUCUCUGAUGGUCUCAGUCACAUGCUGGUCUGAGGCAGUGACCUUGGAGGUUGUUUAUUGGAUGGGUUAACUGUGGUAUUGGUCUGCCUACAACCGCUGGGACCGAAGAAUACAAAGAUGUCUUAGGGACUUGUAUUCAACUACUCGGGAGAAAAAAGAUGCUUGGAAAAAUGAUUGCUGCACAGUCAGUGGUCAUUGUUGGUUGGCUUUCUCCCAGAUACUUUUCCUGACCUUGAUAUUUGGUGGGCAUUUUUCUUUGCUGAAUUACCCAGAAAAUUGGCCUAAUUCCCAAUGAGUCCUUGGCCCUGGGAACCUGUCCGCACGUGGAUGUGAGGGCUAAAGAAGAAAGUGAAUGGAAAGAGUCUGCCUGAAGAGCUGGGACUCAUGAUUCCUUCUGCCCCUUUGGGCCUACACAGAACUUGUUGUUUUUUAAAUGUUCACGUGGCACCUCUGGGCCUGCUGAUUCCAGGCCUUCUCUGGCUUCUGUCAUCACCUCUGACAGGACAGACCUGUGUGGAGGCAAGCUGGCUCCAUUCAGAAGGAUUUAGAAGUUGUUCAUCAAGCUGGGUGCUACUUCAGAAAUGUGAAGGCUUGACAUCUGUUCAUCUGGCAAAGCCGGACUAAAACCACACUUCACAGUGAUGUGUGGUGAGGACCAGUCACCGCUGAACUAUUUGGCUCUCUGGGCUUUAAAUCUUAGGGAGAUGUUAAAAAAACAAAAAAUAAAGUCCUCAUGUAUACGAAUUCGUGCUUUAGUACUUUUUUGGGUAUUGACUAUCAUGCCUCAAGCCUGCCAUCCAGCGUGUUCAUUCUCUGUGUCCAGUAUAUUUCAACGCUGCCGUCUGGGGGCUAACCUGAACAGAUUGCUUGCAAAUAGAGCCAAGUAUGGAUUUUGAUUUUGUAGAGAUUAACUGGUCAUUGAGUUUGCAUUGAUCGCACACUGCAGCGUUGCAAGUGCUAGCUGGAGAGGACUCUGAAGUGCCCUGCAGGGAUGACUCUUGGGCUCUGCCCGUGGUGUGUGGGUGGAGGGCCAGGGGCUUAGGAGACCCCUGCUGCUGACUCAGCCCUGGCCAGUGGCUAAUGCCUGUAGGAGCCAGGCCAAGAGCAUGGGAGGCUAGGGGUGCCGGCUGAGCAAAGCUACCUCUGUAUUUGCUCUCCUCAUCAGCUCCUCUCCUUGCUCAUCUGUAUGGCGUUUCUCUUUUCUUUGAGUGGGAGGAGUUAAAUUUAUAUUUCAUGUUUUACGCAGUCAGAGUUAUUCAUGUGCCUGUACUGAAAGUGAGCCCACACGACAACAGAGCCACUCUAGCCUCCCUGCACGGAGAAUGGCUGACAGCUCCUUAGGAAGGGGCUGCGUCCUUCCUCCCCCUGUCAUCCUGGAAGGCAGGGCGGGCCGACCUGGCAUGUCCAUUUCUGCACAGCCCCUGUGGCAACAGGGUGCGGGGUCAAGGCAGAGGCAGGGGAGUGGGCGGGAGACGGUCCCUACCCCUCAGCCUGGGGACAUGCUCAGGCUCAGGCUUUGAGGAAAGGUCCUGGGAACCUUUGCUUGGAGGUUGCUUCCUGAGUCGUCAGUGCUCCGCAGAGCUUCUUUUUUUCUUCCAUUGGAGCAGCUUGGACUCUAUGAGGCUGCCGAGACCUUGUGGGGCAUGGAGCUGUUUUUUGGCAAAUGACUCGAGAGCAUGUGGCUUUGUGGACUGCCAUAGAGUCCUUGUCCUUGCCAAACACAGUGUCGAGGGCACCUGUUUUUGCCAAUUUUCACAAACUAGGAUUGUUGUGAACAUCUAGGGUCUGAAGCCAGCACUGGUUUAUGUGGAGGGGUAAGACCAGAGAGGCAGCUGGAAGAGCAGCGGGCAAGUGGAGGGAGAGGGUUCUGAGUUCAAAUUCUGACUCUGUCAUGGGACAGGUUACUAACUUCUCUGAGUUCAGUCUCCUCUUUGGUAAAAUAGAGUCGAUACUAUUUACUCACUCAUUGAAAGGAUUCUUAUGAUAAUGUCUCCAUGUUAUUGUUGGGUAAACCGAGACCCAGAAGUGACUUCACGGUAUGAAUACAGAAUGGCACUGAGGAAGGAGGCCCGGGUUCAAGUCCAGGCAGGUUAUUUAGCUUCCAGAACUUCCAUUUCUGUAUAGGUUAAGUGAGAGCAGAAUGUGUCUCAGGGAAGUGUCUUGUCUUGAUGUCUAUGACAAUGUUAUAGGAAUAAAGGGAGGUAGUAUAUGCCUUGUAAACUCUAAGAAAUUUUACAGCUUUCCAGCUUGUUGGUGACUGAGCAGGGCUGAAACGAAGCUCUUCACAACUCCUGACCUAAGGGCUCUUGAAGUGAUUUUUAAUGUCUUCACAGCAAAUUUUUCUAUUAUAAAAGUAAAACUCACUCAUGGCAUACAUCCAAUAGUACAGAAGGAUGUAGCGUGAAGAGAAAAAUCCACCCUCUCCUCCCCAUAGGUCUACUCCCCACAGGUAACCUCAGUUUACUUUUUUGUUCCAAUUUUCCAGUCACCAUUGAGUCGAUGCCAACUCAUGGCGACUCCAUGUGUGUCAGAGUAGAACUGUGCUCCAUAGGAUUUCCAAUGGAUAAUUUUUUGGAAAUAGGUCACCAGGCCUACCUCCUGAGGUGCCUCUGGGUGGACUCAAACCUCCAACCUUUCGGUUAGCAGCCAGACACAUUAACAGUUUGUGCUACCCAGGGACUCCCCUUGGGUAUCCUCCCAGAAAUUGUCUACGUGCCCGGGUGUGCUCGCAAACACACACACACACACACACACACACACACACACACACACACGUGUAUGAGCUGCAUAUAAUCUGUUGUAUGUGGGUCAUAAUUUUUUACCCAGAGUUCAGCUGAUGAAGAUCCAGGUAGUUCCCAGGAUUGGGGCUCUUAGAACAAUGCUACAGUGAGGAGAGGUAGACUUAUAGAUUGCUAUCCUGGAUUUAAAACAAACAUUGAAAGCAGAGCCCAGGGGCUCAAAGCUUUCGGAAUUAUCUCUUUCUGCAUUUGGCAGAAAGAAUCUCUCCUCAAAAAGAAUUAUGUUGUUAAUACCGUGGUUUUCCACUGCUCCACCCCGUUACAUUUAAUCAUACCGUGUGACUUCCAAAUAGUAAAACGAUGUGUGUGUCUGGAGGGAAGGGGCAUGACAAAGCUUCCCUUUUUUAGAUCCUAGAGAAUACAGCAAAGCUCUCUUUGGAAGGCCCUGCUUUCUCUCUGGAGCCCUUCUGCCUGGGGCAUUUAUAUACAUAUUUGCAGCUCGUUUUCCAAUAUCCUUGGAAGAAGCUAUUGCUAUUAACCAGGUUGGGUAGAGUGGCUGUGUGUAUUUCAAAAUAAUGUCUUUCUGCACACAAAAGGCUGCUAACUGGUAGGUUGGCAGUUCAAACCCAACUAAAAGCAUCUAGGAAACCCUGGUGGCGUAGUGGUUAAGUGCUACGGCUGCUAACCAAAAGGUCGGCAGUUCGAAUCUGCCAGGCGCUCCUUGGAAACUCUGUGGGGCAGUUCUACUCUGUCCUGUAGGGUCACUAUGAGUCAGAACCGACUCGAUGGCAGUGGGUUUUUUGCUUUUUUUUUUUUAAAGCAUCUCAGAGGAAAAGCCUGUUGAUCUGCUUCCAAAAGGUCACAGCCUGGGAAACCCAGUGGAGCCUGGUUCUACUAUACACACAUGGGGUCACCAUGAGUUGUAAUUUACUUGAUGGCAACUGCUUUGGUUUGGUAGGAAGCCUCAAAGGAACCCUGUGGAGUUUUUGUUUGUUUUGUUUUUGGGUAAAGUAAAUCCAAGAAUUAGGUGUAGAAGGAAUGUUGGGUCCAGGCUCCCUUUCUACCAGACUCUAGUCAGUGGUUGUCUCUUCCUCCUCCUCUUCCUCAUGGGGCUUGCCUGGGCCCCUUGCCACCAACCCAGCGCUUGCUGGCAGAUGUAACACUUACCUGCCCUGGCCCCACUCACUGUGGUGCCCUACUCGCUGGAUGUUUUUUUGCUCUUGGCCCUGGAAUGCGGUGAGUCCACUGCAGAGCUUCCUCGGCCCAGGGAGCCCUGGCUGCUGGCCACUCUCAUUCCCUUCCUGUCAGUUGUUCCAAUUCCUAACCCAGGCCCCCUGUGCGCUGAGAGCUCCGGGCUCCUUACCUGUUGUCUGGCUGCUGCCUGCACUGACUGCCUGUUUUGACCAUCCCUUCCUGCGGACCGCUGCUGUGCAGCUGUCUGUUAACUUACAGACUAUGCGAAGACAGACAUGCAUUUUCAGGCUAGCAGUGACGCAAACCCACCAUAUUGAUUUCUGUUACAUCUAAACUGAAAAAAAAAAAAAAAACUGAAGGAACAGGAAUUCUGUGUACUUGAAAACAAAAGCGGACAACAACAGCAACAACAAAAACCCAGAACUACCUUUUUACCUGGGUGCAGAAAAUAUUUCAGACGUAUUAUAAGGUAGCGCAAGAUGACCACUGAUAUGGAAACAAUACCCUGUAUUGAGUCUAGACAAUACCAUGGGAUUGACGUGAUCUUUUUUAAGACCUUUUCAGCGCCUGGCUACAGUCUAAAGGAAGCAUUGCACUUUGAGUGCUCUGAGUUUUUAUGAAGCUCAUAAAACAUUGUCUCUAAAUGCCAAUGUGCUAAAAAGCUAUAAGAGAGAUUAAAGAUGUAGCAAGUGUCUUUAAAAGUGUGGAAAAAAAGAGCCUUCUUUUCUUAGUUGUGAUUUCUGGAUGCUAGCAGUAAUAUAGGAGCCCUGGUGGCAUAGUGGUUAAAAGGUUGGUUGCUAACCAAAAGAUCAGCGGUUUGAAUCUACCCACCGCUCCUUGGAACCCCUAUGGGGCAGUGUCUUUAAAAGUGUGGAAGAAAAGAAUCUUCUUGCCUUGGUUAUGAUUCCUUGGUUAGUGGUAAUGUUAAUACUAGUAGUAAUAAAUGCCAUCCUUUAAUAGAAUUUUUUUUUUUUUAAUUUAGGUUCAGGUGUACUUUCUUCUCCCCUGUCUUCUUAUGAGGUAGAUGACUCUACUAUCCCCAGAGGGCAGAGUAGGGACCUGCUAGAGAUGAAACCAUGCAAAAACCCAGGCACAGAGUUUAUAGGAAGGAGCAAUAUGCCUGAGUUCUAGUUCUAGUCCGCCAUCAGCAGAAAUGGACCUUGGUUGCCCAUGUCAGCUGAAGAGGACAUUACUGAGGUUAUGUGCAGACCAUAGUAUGGCCGUGAAUCUUUUUGGGGUUGUGUGUGGAUGACCCCAGGUAACAGGCAGUGAGAAGUUAAAAGCUAAAGGCCACAGUUUGUCUUCUUGCUGUUGCACUUCUUUGGGACCGUCAAGCUGUAAUGGCAACAUCUCAAAGGGAGUGCUAGGGGAAAACAAUAGGUGUAAAAGUUGACUUAACUGCAAAACCUUUACCAUACUAAUGUGUUAUGAAUUUCUAGGAUGGGACUAUCGCACAUCAGGGCUCCCCAAACUUAUUCGACCACAGAAAAGCCCUAUUAAAAAAUGCCAAAGUAGUUUUUCCAACAUCACCGGUGCUGAUUCAGGGAGGAAACCAGGGCGCACCUCGGAGAAAAGGUCUGUUUAUUACUGGGAUUCAACCUUCUUAAAAGCCUCCAUCAGGAAUGUCUAUAGUCAAAAUGACGGGGUUCCCCAAAGCGAGGAUGGCUCUGUACCUCUCAAGGAAAUCAAAAAGGAGGAGAUCGUGACCAGCGAAGCCAACCAGUGUGGACCGAGGGCUUCUCACAGGGAGCCAGAUGGCCAGAGAAUCAUACUUAGGGGCCUCCAAGGAGGUAGCCUUGCGAUCACUUUAGAAAUUACAACAAUAAUAAAGCAUAUAUCAGUUCUAGACCACAUCUCACUUGUGUUGCUCUCUUACAGAAACGGAUGGAGUUACAGAGAAAGAACCGGCUUUAGCUCACAGAAAAUAAGGGCUGCAGGGCAGGGGGCUCAGAGUCCUGGGUAAGAGUGUCCCAGGGAUGGAGCAGGUGGGGAUGAGUGCGGCAGGGCUGACCACUGCCGCUGAGCCGUGCAUGAAAUACACAGAGACCAGGAGAAAGUGGACCCCAGCUUCUAAGGAUUUGCAACCAGUAUGGCAGGGUCCCAGUGAUAGUGGUGAGAAGGAUGCAGAAGGGGCUUAAGAGAAGACCCCUUCAAAGGUGAACUCGUGUUUUAUAGCAAACCAAACCAGUUGCCAUCUAGUCAACCCCAACUCAUGGUGACCCCAUGUGUGUCAGAGUAAAAGUGUCCUCUACAGGGCUUUCAAUGGUUGAUUUCUCAGAAGUAGAUCACCAGGCCUUUCUUCCAAGGUGCUCUGGAGGGGCCCAAACUGCCAAGCUUCCCAUUAGCAGCCGAGCUCAUUAACUGUUUGCACCACCCAGGGUGCAAGUUGAUUUCAACUUUCUACUUUAACUUUCUCACUGAGAGUUUGUCUGUGGGAUGUGUGUGUCAUUCUCAAGCAAAUCCUUUUUUAAGUCUCAGUUUAAGCAAUUAAACAGGGUACUGGUUGUUUGAAAAAGCACCCCAUAUGAUCCUUAAAUGGGUCUAUAUGCAGCCUUGCUAGUAAUGGGGAGAUGGGACUUACGGAGUUACACUGGUGUGCUGCAAGUGGCAGCUGUGCCUGCACGGAGCCGUGGUCAUGGUUCUGACUCUCUAAGGAGCCCUGCUAGUGCAGUGGUUAAGAGCUACAGCUGCUAACCCAAAGGUUAGCAGUUUAAAUCCACCAGCCACUCCUCGGAAACUCUAUGGGGCAGUUCUACUCUGUCCUGUAGGGUUGCUAUGAGUCAGAAUGAACUCCACGGCAAUGAGUUUUUUUUUUUUUUUUUAAUUUUUUACUCGUUCUGAUUCAUUGAACCAGAGUAACUAUGGGAUUGACCCCAGUUCCACAUAGUUGCAAAGGCAUUUCAUGGUGCCCACCACUUACACUCUCCCUCCACUGACCCCCAGAAUCAAAAUGUGGGUUGGAGCUACAUUACCUGGGCUGUGGACAGUAUCACUACUCCCUCCACUUCCUGUUCUCUCUGGGCUCAAAUCCUACAGUGCUGAUUCCCUUAUUGAUGUGCCCUCCCCUGAGAGCACUUUAAUAAAUGGAAGCUUAACGUUAUUACUCAGUCCCAGCUUUUUCCUAAUGACAUGGAGUUCAGUGCUUACUAUCUGUCCUGGAGCAAUUACUUAUCACAGAGUUACCAGAGGUUUGAAUCCUCUCUCCAUUCCUGCUCAGGCUCUUAAAGCUAGUCAUUGAAUUUUGAUAGUUAUUAUUUAAUCCUUAAAAAAUUUUUAUUAUGGAAAAUUUCAAUGUCAAAACUACGGGUAAUAGCAUAAUAAAUCCCCCUGUAGCCAUUCCUUGCUUAGUGAGUUUAUCUACUCAUGUCUAAUCUUGUUUCAUUUAUACCUCUACCUAUUUUCUCCUCCUCCUGAAUUAUUUUGAAGCAAAAAUUAUGAUCAUUUUUGAGGAAUAUUUGUACACGUUAUUUUAUCCCUGUUCUCUAUUUUACUUCUCAAUAUUUUUAUAUAAUUUUCUAAACAUCGAAACAACAAGACUUUUAACUCAUAUGAGAGGCUUUUUCAGAGUUUUCCUAGAAUAAAUAAGUUCCGAUCACAAAGACAUUAUGCUAGGUGUGGAAUUGAGGUGAGGUCAGGUUUUGUUGGAUGGGGUGGACGGGGGCAGCAGAAGUGGAUGUAGGAGAAGAUGUCAACCCUUGUCCUGACAGAGCUUACAAUCUGGUUGGUCCUUGAACCACUGGCUAACAGAAGUGAGUACAAGUUAGGUGCUCAGUGGCCAUUUCUGUCUAUAUAUGCUGGCGUGUUUAGCAGAGCAAGAGGUCGUUGCAGUCUGCAUAUUUGAGAACGAGGACUUUAAGGAAGGGCAUAGAGAAUGGGUUGGAUCUGACAUUGUUAUCGCUCGGGGUUUUGGGGUGCAAGCAACAGAAAUUGAUUCUGACUGAAGAAAUGUAUUGGAAGCACAUUGAGUAACAAUGUAAAGAAUCACCAGGCAGAAGUGUGGCUGGAGAACCUGCCAGGCCACAGGAAACUCAGCCAGAGGUGAACGACAAAGCCACCUGGUUAGAUCACCACCACCCCUGCUGCCAGCCACACCUUCUGGAUGCCUCCUUUGAGCGUGAAUCCUAAACUGUCUCUAGUUCCGGUUGGAACCAUCUGAUUGGCUGAGAUAGGGCACAUGCCUGAAUGGUGGCUACAGUGGGAGGAGGGGAGAAGGGUCUGGCUUCUUCAGAAGACAUGGGGCUCUGCCCUUCAUGAAGCAUCAUGCAAUGGGGGAUUCCUUCCUGAGAGAAAAGGGUUUUAGAUGCUGAGUACCCACAAAGAUAAGUGUCCACUAUGACUGACACUGUCAUCUUGGGUUCUUCAUCUCCGUAAUCCCAGCACACGAUCACAAGAUCUCUGUUUUCCUUGGAAAAGCCUUUGCCUCUGCUGUUCCUGUCUUUCUAUUCCCAUAGCAACUGCAAAAGCCCGGGUGCUUCUCCCUGUCAGGUUCCUCAGAGAAUCUCCUGUACAGAUUUCCUGCUUCUGGUCGCUCCCAGCUCCAAUCCUUCCUACAAAACAAGGGUGCUGCUGCAUUAAUCUUAACCAAAACAACCCUAUGGCUCAAAACUCUUUGAUAUUCUCCUGUCACCUGGAAGAGAAAGUCUCACUCCUUGCAUUGGUCCCACCUUUCACAAUUGACAUCUGGCCUCCAUAUUCAGUCUCAUCUGUCAUUCCAGAAACCCUCUUCUCCACUUAAACAGGUUCCCAGACAUAUCCUGUGCCUUGCUACCUCCAUGCUUUGUUCAUUGAUAGUUCUGUUGUCUGGAAGACUUUCCACCUCAUAUUUCUGUUCCCUGCAGACUCUUCUGACCUCCCCAGAGAGAGGUGGCUGCUUUCUCUGAGCUCCUAUGGCUCGUGCAUGCAUUGCUCACUGGACAUUUAAUGUCAUAUGUCUGUCCAUUUAGACCAAUAAAUGCACUGGACAGCAUACUAGAAUUCUUUGUAUUUGUCUUACAUGCUAGCACAAUGCUGGGCUCCAAGGCCUUACUAGAUAUUUGACUUUUUUUUUUUUUUUUCCAUAAAUGGAGAGAACAGAGAAAGACAGUUAUAACAGGGAAAGCAAAACGUAAAACUCAGUGGUUGGAAUGCGCAAGGCGUAAGGAUAGAGAAUGGAUCAGGCAAGCUAGAGCUGGGAAGGAUUGGGUGGUAAGUUCAGAGAGAUGGGGUGGUUAAUUUUUUGUGCUGUUUGUGGUUUAAACUAAAUGGAGAUGCUUUGGUUGACAGGUGUAUGCUCUUUGGGAGUACCCUGAGUGCCUCCAUGGUUUAAAAGGAUGAUCCAUAGUUAGCCCAGAGUCAAGUACCAUGGUUUUCCCGAGACUCAGUAAAUGUAUAUUGCUUCCCAGCUCUGUGCUACGCCCUGUGCUGGCUGGGGACACACAGUUAAAGAAGACACAGCUCCUUCUCCUCAGGGGAUCCAAGUCCAGCAGGAAUGGCCAGUAUGCAAACAUUUGGAGUAAAAGACUAGGCCUUGGCUGGUGUGACCUCACUCCCUGUACCUGGAUUUGGGCUUCAGGUAAUAGCUUUGUCAGAUGGCCUUGUUCUUUCAGAGGUCAUAUAGUUCUGAAAAUUUUAUGUCUUUCGAACUUAACAGGCCCACUCCCAGUAUUUAUAGUCCCUUCUAGUCUUGGGCAGAUACAAAGUCAGGCAGUUGCAUUCAGAUGACUGCGAUUUCCGCUCAUUCUCCUUCCAAGUCCUAAUGGCCAACACUAUACAGGUUCCAGAAGCCCUUUCAUGCUCUUGCAGGAGGGGCAGGGUCUAUAGAUAGGACAGCGCAGAGCAACUCCUGCCGGGGAUUCCACUUGCCAUUGGCAGGGGCUCUUCGCGGAGAAGGUUGAAGCCAGUCUGGGGAGAAAGCUACAUGGCAGUUGGUUCUCCUUUCUUUUACUUGCUUAUAUUUCUGGUGUGAGAUGACUCUAAAUAUUUAGAAGUGAUCUUUGUGCUAUUAGCCAGGCUCAACUGUGAAAGGUAAAUGUUUUUUUCAUUUAGUAGUCCAUGAUCUCUAUCCACGUGUGAGGCGGUAAACCGCGUCAUGUUCAGGGUUUCUUUUCGUUGGACCACGAAUCUACAACAGACUUAACUGGGAACUAUUGGUGGCACAAACGGUUAAGUGCUCAACUGUUAGCCAAAAGGCUGGCAGUUCAAACCCACCCCAAGGCACCUUGGAAGACAGCCCUGGUGAUCUGCUUCGGAAACGUCACAGCCUUGAAAACCCUAUCAGGCACAGUUCUACUCUGCACACCUCGAGUCACCAUGAGUUGGAAUCAACUUAAUGGCAACUAACAACAACAUUGCUUCAGAUAAAAGGCAACUGGUUCACAAAUAUUUAUGGUGCCAAGGCCUGAUGUAGGCACUGGGGAUGCAACAUUGUAUUAGAUAGAGGACCAAAAGGAGACUAUUUACAUUUUUUUCUACUGAGGAAAGAUGGGCAAUAAAGAUACAACAAAUGAUUAAGGCAAUACAGGUACCAUAAGGACUUUGAAGAUGAUAAAAUUAAAUAAUCAGUGCAAUAGAGGACCAUAGUUGGAAGGGGUCUGAAGUUGACAUUUGAGCUAGUCUUGAAUGAUGAGAAAUGAUUCAGUUUACCAAACUUGACUAUACACCUGUAUGCAGUCUCUGUUCUAUUUGAAAUCCCACUAUGAUUUCUGAGAUACAGAAAAAUUACUACAAAAUUCAAAACUUAUGAAGAAUUGUGCUUGCAAAAUAAACGGCCUGUGUUGAGUAUUCCUAGUUGGUAGCUUGAGGGUUGAGAUGGGGACAAACAAGGCGUUAGUGAUGUAGGAGGUGGAAGUGUUUCUUACUGAAUCCUGAAUGCUUAGACCUGGCAACAUUCUCACCCAGGAAAUGUGCUAACCAUUUCACGUAUUUUUCAUUUAAAUUUUUUAGGAGGUAGAUCCAAUGAAGUUUCUUGGAAAGACUGUUACGCCUUUUAGAAAAUUAUUGGUUUACAAGAAUCCAUUCAUUACUGAUAUUUUUAUUGCUGUUACCAUUCAGAAUAAGAUCAGUCUAUGUCACCUUGGAAACUGAGGCUAUUUAUUUAGAGCUCUGAAUGUGGAGUUUGAAGGUUUUUUUUUUUUUAUAAUUGACUUGAGAUAGAAAGAAAUAUGCUUCAGGGACAAUGAAGUGUGUGCACAGCUGGUUUGUAUAAUGUGUUUAGAUUUCCUUUUCCAUAUUUUAGAGAUUCCCCUGUCGUUGCUCAGAUUUUUCUUUUUAAAUCAAAAUCUCAGGGUGAAAGAUGAGAGCUCUCUAAAGGAUAUGGAAAUACAAUGGAAUCUUUAGGAGUCUGCAGGCCUUGGUUGAUGAUGGCACCCACAGUGCAAUGUCUGUAAAACCCUGAAGCCCAGCCAGGGACAUUAAAUAAAAGACUACGGUGACCUCAGAUUUUGAGAGUAGGUCAUUUUACAAUCUGUUCUUUUUUUUAAGAGUGCCUGGCUGUCUUUGCCUGAGGAUAGUGCAAUGGUAUUUCCCAGGACAGAAUUGAAUCAUUUGAAUUUCUAGGUUGCAGACCCCAUGAUCCUUGGGAAUUUGGAGUUACAAACUAACUGGGGAAAUAUUCCAUGCUCGUGAUAAUUUCUGACCCUCUCAGGUCGUUCGACUGAUGUGGCUUGGUGUUGAGGUAUCUGCCGGGAGUGUCGUGAAUGAUGUGAGGUGUGGACAGUGCGUAGGUCAGAAGACAACCCUAGGAUUCAUCUUUCGUCUUCUGUGGUGCAUGAGAGAAGCCAGGUCAUGGCUCAAUUAGAAAAACCAUACCUUGUUCCUGCAAUCUGUAACAAUUGGAACAUGGGCGAGUGAAUAAAUGUAAUUCUGCCAGCUAGAUACCCCUCUUGCACUAAGAGACUAUGGAUAAGCAGGAAAAGAUUCUUGCUUUAAGUCUGGUUGAGGAGCCACAAUAUAGAGAAAGGAAAUAAUCAGAACAGAAUAGCAAAAGAAUUAAAUCAGGAUAUUUGGAUUAAUAUCCUCAGGGCAUGGGAUGAGUGAACCAGCAGGCUGGGAAUUGUCACUGAAUGCAAAGCCAGAGAAAGGAAGGAAGUUGUCAGUGUGGGCUGGAGAGGUCGAGAGGUCAUAGAGGUUUGUUGGAAGAGAUGGAGCCUUGAUGGAAGACAGGUCAGGGAAUGGGGCUAAGAGGACGUCUUCUAAAGAACCCAGAGCCCUAGACCUAACUAGGUGGUAGAAAGAAAUAUUGACUCCAGGGACGCAUUCAUAAAAAAAAAAAACAAAAAAAACCUUUUUUUUUUUUUUUUUUUUAGGAUUCUAAUAUUCUGAGUUUUCUCUGGAGGGUUAGUAGGUAUGAGAUGGAGGAAGUGGAGGCCACUAGGCCCUGUGGUCAAAUAAGUCUAAAUAAGACUGGGAUCAGCAACUAAUGGUUUUCUUACUGCAGGAAUCCUCAGGCCUUUACUGUGCUGAUGUUCCCAGUGGCUUCCCCAAGAUGGGCAUAUACAGCUAGCUGUCUUCUGCUUAUUCAACCACAGAACCAUGUUUUUGUCCAGGAGGACCCUGCAAGGACUAGUGUUCCGAAGAACAUAAUUGAGUUGGGGCAAUGGUAGCCUAAAUAGCUUAUUUCAAUGCAUUUGUAAUGCAAGUCACUAUCAGUAAAGUUGUGUUCUCCAUGGGCUGAAAGCCCAAGGGAAUUGAUUGGAAGGAAGUUAGAGGGAACUGCAUUUUCAGAAGUCAGUGAACGAGUGGCCUUCCAAGGGAGCCCAGCCUGGAAUAAAAUACCCUAGGGUCAUCUGGUUCAAAGUUAUUUCUCAGGAUAUCCAUAGACACGUAAUAUGGGCUUGAAAAAAAUAGUAUUGUUAAAAUCAUUCCUGUUCUUCUGUGGAUAUGUGGGGAAGGAUUUUGUGCGGCCCCAUCAUUCCGAUGGGUUGCAGCCACUGGGGCCGUGAUUGAGGGCAAGGCUCAGAGAGCUGGCAGGAUUAGCGUUGCCAGAUAAAAUAUAGCAUGCCUAGGUAAAUCAGAAUUCUUUAAAUGUAGAGUUACAUAGUUGAAGUGACCCACUGUGAAUAAUUUUCCAGUAUGACUGUGUCCCAAAUACUACAUGGGACAUACUUAUGCAAAGAAAAUCAUUCAUCAUUGAUCUGAAAUUCAGAUUUAACUGGACGUCCUGUGUUUGUUUUCCAAAUCUGGCAGCCCUACGCAGGAUGUUGGGGGUGCCUAGAUGUGCAGACCAGAAAAUGACUGAAAAACCUACAAGGCAAGGUAGCAUGGAUAGAUUCCAUGUUGUAGAAAGCCCAGGCCUUCUGUUCUUGGAAAUGGGUUAGGCCAUUGCAAGCCUCCCCACUCCCAUCUUUCUCUUUUGUUACACCCCACUCAGUUUGGGGGAAUCUGUCUUUAUUUGGCCCACAUGGUUUUUAGAACAAACACACAAGUGUAACAUCUAAAACUUUAUCAGAUUUGUAGCUUCUCUUGAAAAUGCAAAAAAGCUUAGAGUUUCAUAGAAAGAGGCCAGUUGUGAAUAAACCCAGAAAUCUUUAAGCCAAAAAGUCCAUGAGUUCCCUGCCUGCAGUGAAUGCAGUGGGGGUGGGCGUAUGCCCAUCCGGGUCAAACCACAACGGGGGCAGAAGACAAGGAGAUAACGUUUCUCAGCCCCCUCCCCUUUUUGGAAUUUGAAGUGUAAUUGAGGAUGCCAAAUUAUCUCACAUGUGAAAGUAGAACAAAGGUUUUAAACUGCCUCUUUGUACUGACUCUAGGUGAAAUGAGAGUUCUGAGAGGGGAGAGUUUGCUUGUCUGGAGUACUGGAGGCUCUGGGAAUGCCUUUCACUGCUAAGAAGCUCAGUGUCUUAGCUCCACAUUUAGUGAUGGUCACUAAACAGCUGGGGCUUUCCAGUGGCUCUACGCAGGGAUCUCAUCAAGAGGAACAAGAAUCAAGCAAAUCUCCUGGAAAGGCCUCCCCAUGACCUGUGGGGUGGCCGCCCCUCCAGCUGCACUCCUCUCUGCUCCUGCCUGUGACUCACCCCCUUUCUUCUGUGCUCUGGGACCUGCCUUUCCCCGAGUGGCAUGGGGCAUGCUCCUGACUUAUGAGUAGGCUGGCGGUGGUGGGCAGCCAGUGCGCUGUGAAUGUGUGUUGGUAGGCCUGAGCAAGGAGUCAGUAGGAUGCUGGAGAGCUGGUCUGUGUGUGCACUGUGUAGGAGGGCUUGGAUGUGGAGUUUGGAAGGCCUAUAGCUUCUAUUGAUCUCACAGACUCAUAGUGACCCUGUAGGACAAAGUAGAACUGCCCCAAAGGAUUUCCAAGGAGGGACUCGUGGAUUUGGAAUUGACUUGAUGGCAACAGGUUUGGUCUUGGGUUUGGAUAACUUCUCUCGACCAUUGUACAGACACUAGCAGGGACUCCAAGUCACUUCAGAGGGCACUGUGACACCCAGUACUCACUGGCCGCUGCCAGCGUUAAUGACACCAUGAGUGCUUGCUGUAUCCUAUGGCAACAGCAGCUCCUUGUUAAUUCAGAGUAAUCCUGGGGGCAGGCAGUAUCACAGGCCACUGCACAUUGCCUGGGAAAAACCCCGGGUCAUGAGCAUCCUUGAUUUGUGUCCAAGCUCCAGGAACAUCUUUGCUUGUUCUCCACUGUCAUUCUCCCACCCCCUAGUUUGGGAAUCUGGUAGUAGGAGGAGGGGGAAGUGCCAAUAAAAUGUUGCUCUAGAGGUCAAGUUGAACUCUGAAAAUGAGUCCAUUAGAUUCCACAAUCAAUAUCCAGCUUCUAAACAUUAUGUAUAUUGAUGGGCUGAUUGCUAGGAGACUAGUACUGAGGGAAUUGGAAUCCAUUUCGCUGGGGCCAAAUUGGUUGUUGAUGGGUCAUAGUAGACUGUGGCUUUAAUCAUCAGCUAAAAACAUCCUGGACUCGAAUAAAACACAACUUGAGCACAUUGGAGCCCUGCUGUGCUUUCCUGAAAGCCGGGCAGAGGAUGGUUUUUGCUGGGUCCUGCACUGUGGGCCUGCCAGACACAGAAGGGCUGGCUGGAGCUCCAAGUGAAGCUUCUGCUGGUGUGACAUGAGCGAGCAGAGGAAGGCAGGUAGGGAGGGUGGAGGUGGCGGGGGGUGCCUAAGACUCUGCAACUAUGAGAUUAAGAUGGGCUGUUUAGGGAACCGUGGAUGAAGACUGGUCCAGAAUGAGAAGUACAGCAAAGGCUUGUCUACAUCCUGAAAAUCAAUUUGGCAUCUAUUUUCAAUUCUUAGUGGCCACUGCUAAAGCCGGCAAUUUAGCUAUUUAAAAUCUAGCAUUUAUAUCUCCUUCUUCUCUCUUACAGACAUUCCCACACAUGUACUCUGUGCCACAGUUUGGCUAGUCUUCACACUCUAAACAACACUGUGAAGUACACAGAAUUUAAACAAAUGGCCUGAGGUUGCACAGGAAGGAAGUGGUACCACCAGCUCUGCAGAUGCGCUCAAAGGUCAUGUUCUUUUCACCCCAUCCCCACAGCCUUGGUUUAUCCUUCAUUCUUACCAAUAACUCCCCACGUAGGGAAAAGGCUUUGGGUUUGCUCGUUAAUCUUCCUCCCUCUGGCUCUUGCCCUUUGCAGUCCAUGAACACACAUCUUCACCUGGCCUGCUUAUCCAGCUCUGCUCUCAGGACUUGGAGACUUACAAUUGGCUGAGACGGGGUUCUCACAGCGGGAAAGACUUUCCUUUAAGGUUUUUCAGUCCCAGAGGCUGGGCGAGAGGAGGGAUGGGCAUGUACUCAGCACAAAGUGUGUGUGGGCGGGUGUGUGUAUGUCUAUGUGUGUGUGUUGAGGAGAGGGCAGUGAGGGGCUGGUCAGUUGGCUUGCAGUGACGACACAUUUUGUACCUGUCCCAGGUACAGAGCGUGAUAUGGUUUUGUGGUAUUCUGGUAGUGUGGAAUCUGGAAUUUAAUAUGAAUUGUCCUGGGCCCAAGGCCAGUUGGUCCCCUGCCCCUCUGUCUCCCAAGUGACACAUUCAGCAAGUGGGGGUGGGAAUCCACUAGGUGAUUGAUGAGGCUGAGUCCUCCUGGACUGACAGACAGUCCCUGGUCAUUUGGUCAGGGGAUCUGGCCUGCUCCAGCUUAGUCAGCUCAGCCUGAGGCAGGACCGCAGGGGCAGGACGUGGCAGUUUCCCAGAACAGGUUUCUGGGGCAGGAAGUUGAGGGUAAUUGGGUUAAUUAAACCCCUACAGAUCUCCAGCUGCAGAAUUGCUUCAAGGCACUCGGAAGGUUUAAAGUCGUGCAUUUAGUAAAACAAAACCAAAAUGCCCACAAUUAAGCCAAGGUGAGCCCUUUCUACCCACGGUGCUGUGUGUGGUUCGGUUUAACUCAGGGGCAGGAAAGAGGGCAAAGAGUUUCCAUUGUUCUCUGAGUACCUGUAGUCUGAUUCUGAACAGGGACUUGGCUCUCGUGGUUCCAGGUCAUCCCUUGAUCUUACCCUCUGCUAGGCCAAGUUGGCAGGUGUUUCCUCUGCCUCCACUCUGUCAGGCACAGCUCUGGCAAUAGGAUUCCAGCCACUAGGAGAUGCCUGGCUGAGGGUGCAAACCCCACAGAUGCCCCUGGCCGGCACUGACAGAAACUGCUGUUUGACCCUUGAAACAGCCCUGGUGAUGCAUCACACCCUCUGCCUGCUGGGCCAGCAUUUGAAGGGUCUCUGCCUGUCCUUCUUCCCGACAGGGACUGCCUCAAGCCUCAGCUUGCCAGGCCAGGCCCAGAGAACCUGGUGGGCAGGACUGUGUGGAUCCAAAGAGGCACAGACAGGGCCUCUCCCACAUACCCUGUGGGGAUUGCUCUGGGUGGUGUCCCUGGUUGGCUCCAAAAUAAGGCAAUGGAGGAAUAAGUAUGGUGAAAAAGAAGGAAGGUGGUCAGAGGUGACGCUGGGAGUGCUAAAUUGCUGAAGAGCACAGUAAAAAGUCAGGGAUGGGAGCAGCGAUUAGGUCAGCGCUGGAGGAGAGAGCUGGAGAGAAAAGAUGAACACAGAGCAUCUGACUGAGAAUAAAAGAUUUUUAUGUGGACUGGAAGUUGGCAAAAGGAGAAAUAAAUCAGCCCCCUGCUGAGCAACUUUCAGGAAUUAGAGGCAGUCAAAUUGGAUAUUGAGGAAAUAUUUGAAUCUAAGGGAUUGUGUUUGGGUUUGGAGGCCAAGAACGGCCCUGGGCUGUCAGCUGUCUUCUCUGAAGAGCGGGCUGGGGGUCACUGUCGUGUGGGGUUAGGAGCAAGUUGGACUAGAUAAGCUUUGUCCCUGACAGGAGGCAGCAGUUACUGCCCACAUUUCUCUGAGAGCUUCGUCAGAUGUCCUGCUAGGCUUUCUGUGUGGGGAGGGUGGCACCCGGGAGACUGAGUGCUGACAGAGUGUCAUUGUGGCUGUUAUCCUAAGGGCUGUUCACUCCAGGGGAAAAGGCCAUUGGGCUAGAGGAUGUCGAGAGGCUUGGCUGUGAGGCCAGAUCUGCCAUGGGUUCCUUUGGGCCACCUCACUGCCUCGCGCCUCCUCUCUAAGGCCACACAGAGCACAGACGCUGAGUGCUGCCUGGGUCACAGUGCCCUGUUGCCAGUCUCCCACUGAUGACUUCCAGAAAAUUCCUUGACUCUCUGGGUCUCUGUUGACUCACCCUAAAGUGAGGAUAAUAUUAGUAACUCUUUUAGAGCCUAUUGUGCUGAUUAAAAAAAAAACACCAGCUGACUCACGGUGACCCUAUGUGUGUCACAGUAGAGCUGUGCUCCAUAGGGUCUUCAGUGGGUGAUUUUUUGGAAAGAGAUAACCAGGCCUUCCUUCCCAGAUGCUUCUGGGUGGAAUUGAACUGCCAGCUUUUUGGUUAGCAGCCAAGUGCCUUAGCCAUUUGCAUCACCCAGGGAGCUGAUUAGAUGAGGUAGUAUUUGUAAAGUGCUGACAGCAGUGUCGGUAUCUGUAUUAAUGUCUGAAAAAUAAAACAACUUCCCCGAAAUGAUCUCUCCUGUCCUUCCCAGUUUGCACUUGCUGUGAUUCUGAUUCAUUUCAUCCUCUACAAACUUCUUAGGAAGGAGGGGUGACCCCCCCCACACACACCCUGCCCCUAUAUUGAGAUAAGGAAAUCUGUAGGCCACCUCAGGGAUAUUUUCCAUAGGCCAGGUGGCUGGCAAAUGGAUGGUCAGAGAAGGAAACCAGAACCCUUAACGCUUGGUUAUGCCACUCUCAGAGUGGGGGGAGUUGCAUUAGAAUUCCAUGGCCCUCACUGCCUCUUCCUUUUCCCUCCAACUCCCUCAAUUUCUGUUUCUGGGUCCACUUCUCAGGGAUGAAGCGACAUGAACAGAUGAUAAACUAACUCCUUGGGACUGUGGAAGAAACAAGUGCUGAAGAGGCGGCCGGCUGGCAGUACGGAGAGGAUGGGGUCACAGGGCAGGCCUCUCACAGCUGAAAGGGAACAGGAGGAAGACAAGGCCCCAUUUGCAGCCUGCUGCCAAGGGCUGAGGAAGCGUAACAGGAAGUGAACACUCCAGUCUCUUGUGGCUCUUGGACAAAGGCUGAACCUGUUGCUGUCGAUUCUGACUCACAGCGACUCCAUGUGUUACAGAGUAGAACUGCUCCAUAGGGUUUUCAUAGCUGUGAUCUUUAUGGAAGCAGAUUGCCAGGCCUGUCUUCUGCAGAGCCAUGGAGUGGGCUUGAAUCACCAACCUUUAGGUUAGUAGUCAAGUGCAAACUGUGCCACCCAGGGAUCUGGAUGAAGGCCUAGGGAGCUGGAAAGACACGUUUCUGACAGCACCAAAGGGGCCAAGGCUUCAGGGUGUCCUGGGUGGGGAGGAGGAGAAAGCUGUAGUCUGCAGGGGCUGAUGGAGUCUAUCUGCCUCUGGCUGAAAACUAGUGUGGCUCUGGGAGGUACUCCUGCUCCUCAGCAGGUGAUCAGGACACAGGGGCUUCCUAACCCAUCAGGAUCAAGGCAGGUGGCAAAAGUUCACCAAACACCCCACCCAAGGGCUCCUCACCCCUGCCAGCCUCUGACUCUUGGGUACCAGAGCAGCGCUUCUCAAAUAUUAAUGUGCACAUGGAUUGCCUAGGGACUGGGUUGCAGUAUGAUUCAGUGGGCCAUAAAGUCUUCGUUUCUGACCAGUCCCCAGCCAUACCGAUGCUGCCGUCCAUGGAUGUCGACAAGUAGUAAGGGUCUGGAGCACAGCUCGCCAUGGCCUGGACCUCCUUCCCAUCAGAAGCCAUCGGCCCUGUGUGCUGGUUCUGUUUUCCUUCUCACAUCCACAGAUUUCUCAACACCAGUCAGAUGGAACAAGACUGGGGUAACAUGGGGGACCCCUCUGAGAGAGCAUCGAUGCAGUUUCCCUGGGAGGAAGGAUUAUCCUCCAGGGUCAGCAAAAACCUUGGAGGGGGAGGAGCAGGCUGGCUGUGCAAUGGCACCUUCUUAGCCCCUCCUUCUUUCUCAAAGCCCUACAGUGAUCUGUUCCGGCAGCCUUUUGCUUAGCUCUCUGAUUUCUGUGUCCAAUCAAUCAGCCACUCUUUGUGUCACGUAAAAAUGCGUGACGGAGCCUUGACCUUGAAGCCAUCCAGCCACACAGGCUUCUGUCUUUCACUGUCUCUUUGAACUUAGAAAAAGGUGGAGGGGAUAAAGCACCAGACUGUUUUGCUAAAAUGUGUUGCCAUUAUUGAUGCAACUUCUUUGCAUUAGAUCCUGCACUAACUAACACUAUGGCAAUAAGAGUGCCCUCUCUUCCGUCUGCGGAUUAUAUUAUGUUGUACAAGCACUUUGACAGUCAUUAUCUUAUUUGAUAUUGAAAACACCAUUAUGAGAUGAAAGAAGAUUACCAUUCCCAGGAAACUGAAGCCCAGAGAGGUUCAUGAGACCACAAGGCCGUGGUAACAGAACUAGGAUUGACACUCAUUUUUGCGCUAGAGUUGAUAUUGAAUAACCAGUGCGGUGGACUUACCAAUAGUACGGGUCAUAAUUUGGCCCAUCCCAGGCACAGCGUGUUCAUACCAUUUAAGAGUCUCAAGGUGUUGCCAGCUAUAGAUGGGUGUUAGUACUAUUCCUGAAAUAAUAUGGGCCAUAUUGCUCCUAAAGUACGUAGCUGAGAAUGCUCUAAAUGUGUGGUGAAAAAAAAAAAGUGUACAAGGGGUUAAAAUAGCAAAUCAGCAAAGAAAACAAAAUAAGCAAAAAAAAAAAAAAGAAUGCAGGGAUAAAUGAGUUAGAAAGUAUGUUUUAAAAUAAUCUCAAAAAAAAAAUCGAUCUCGCACAUACACACAGACAGACAGACACACACACACACACACACAUGCAUGUGCGCUGUGGGGAGUCUUCCUGGUGAGAUUUAUAUUCCACGGGGAGGCAUUUAGAAAACCCAGCCAGGUAGGAGACAGUGGGACAGUGCUUAUUGAAUUUGUUCCUGGAAUGUUCCCUCUAGGGCAUCUGUCUCUUUCCUUCGAACAGGCAUUCCAAGCCACUGCCCGUGACCAGGUGGGACAGACACGUGGCCAACCACAACUUAAUUUUUCCCAACCCUUAUUUAGGCUCUAAUUCCACAUGCUGCUUGGGGUUGCCAUGGAGACGGUCUACUGCAUUCUCCUUCAAAUAGAGCCAGAAUCACACUUCUGCUUAUGUGCCAGGUAGAAGUGACGGAGUGACAUUUCUGUCAAGAGCCCUCUCCAGUACACUCACCUCAGCUGAGUGCCCAGGAACGUGUGAGCAAGGUACCUAAACUCAUGCUUCAAGGUGCUUAAAAAGCAAAGCAAAACACACGUCAACAUACAAAGCUGGAGACUCACCAUAAACCUGUCCCUGAAGGCUGUUGUCACUGUGGACCGGUCGAGCAGGACAUUUCUGAGCCAAUGCUGUGUGCAGAGUUCUGGGCUGGGAGUGAUUGGACAGUGGGGGGUGAGGAAUCAGAGACUGGCAGACAGGAAAUCUGCCACGGGAGGAUUUGCCCAGUGGGGAGGCAUUCCUGUACACAAAGAAUGCUUUCUCUGGCCUCAGGCUACAUUGGGGUACAGUCUGUGCAGUGGCUGGGAGCACCUUACACAAUGGCUGGCCUGGGUUCAAGUCCUAACUCUUCCACUUAGAGCUCAGAGUCUUCGGUUGGGUUUCUUAGUAUCCAGAGCCUUGGCUUCUUUAUACUUUCUCAGUAGGGUUGUUGGGAGCACUCAGUGGAAUGAUGUCUGCUGAAGAGCUAGCGCAGUGUCUUGCACACAGCAGGGGCUCAAUGAAGGCUCCUUUCUUCCUCUUCUUCCCACCUAUUAUUAGCGGUGAGUGGGGCAGUGGGCAAAGGAGGAGGAAAGAAGGCUCCAAGGGUGGUAAAGGAUAUAGCAGAGACUUGGAGGUUGAGUUGCAGGCCUGGACAGGGGACAGUGAGCAGUCUGCAGAAAGGCAAAUAGGGCAAGAAGUGAUGCUGAUCACAAAAUGAAAAUGAGACCACUACUCAGGGGCUUUUUCAAUAUUGAAGAGCUGGGCAAAUUGCUGUGAGCAGCUCACGUCUGUGCGCCUUUGUUUACACUUCUGCAAAGACUUGAGUAGUCUGCCUUCACCAAGAGAUGCUGACUGUUAGCAUUUUCAAUCUAAAGGUGUUCUCUUUAAAAUUCCCUCUAUCUGAAACCCAGGCAAGGUAUGUAUCAAUCAACAUUUGGAAGCUAUGGUUUGCUUUAAAGAAAACAAAAACAAAAAACUGUCCUUUUCCAGUAAACACCUUUCCCAGCCCUGUCGCUACACACCCUCCCCGCCCCGCCCCACCAUUCCUCCUAAUAGACAAAUCACUGAGAAAAUUCUCUGUGGAGUGGCUAACGCUGCACAAUGCUAGAUGAUGAGUAGUUUGCCUGCCGAGAAGCGCUGCAUUCUGCGUGCAGAGCACUGCAGAGUCUCUUGGGAUAAUGGUCAACAAAUCCCAAAUGUGGCUCCAAGCAGCUGUGAGUCUCCAUUUCCAGAGAGGCCAUGCCCCUGAGCUGCACAUGGUCCCAUUUCUCCUAAACCCUGGAGACCAGAUGAGAAACUGCUUUUAAAUCAUAUUCUUUGUAAGCCCUGCCCAGAGGCAGAAAGAUGGGUUGAUUAGACGGCCACUCAGAGUCACUGUCAGUCUGUUUUCUGAGCUUUCAGGAAUCCUCCAGGCCAAAAAAAAAAGAAAAAACUGGAACGCUAAUGUCAUUGGCUUUGAGGAAGAUGCAGCGUGGUACAGUGGUUAUGACUUGGACUGGGAUCAUAUCAGUGGGGAUUGGAUAGGACCAAGCUGCCACUUGGUAGCUCUGUUACCUCAAUUUCUCUAAGAUUUCAUUUGAUCAAUUCAAACAGUAAUAAUAAUAGGAAGGAAAGCAUACAUGGCCAUCACCCUGGGCCUGCUUCGCCUUCAGUUGUGUGUGUGUGCGCACACACACGUGUACACACACAAGUGCUUUCCCAGGGUGUGGAGUGUUGCUUCCUGUUGAGUGAGUGGGUGGUUCCGGGAUUCUGCCACGGCCUGUGGGCCCUGACUGCAGAGUUGAAGUUCACAGCCCAGGCUUUCGUCAGAGGAGAAGGAGUCUGACAGCUCUUGGCAGUGGAGAUAAUUUAGGAGGCUGGAAGGAGACUCCCUGGGGACAGUGAGGGAGGGGCUUGGCGGGUGGCAUGAAAUAGCCUCAGAAGUGCACCUUAGAAGGGUAUCUCGCCAAAUGUAGAACAAAGUUCUAACUCACAAAAAAGGAGCAAACCUACUGGGUUGACAGAGACUGGAGAAACUCCAAGAGUAUGGCCCCUGGACACCCUUUUAGCUCAGUAAUGAAGUCACCCCUGAAGUUUGCCCUUCAGCCAGGGAUUAGACAGGCCCAUAAAACAAAACAAGACUAAAGGGGCACACCAGCCCUGGGCAAGGACUAGAAGGCAGGAGGAGACAGGAAAGCUAGUAAUAGGGAACCCAAGUUCGAGAAGGGAGAGUGUUGACAUGUCGUGGGGUUGGUAACCAAUGUCAUAAAACAAUAGGUGUACUAACUGUUCAAAGAGAAGCUAGUUUGUUCUGUAAACCUUCAUCUAAAGUACAAUAAAAAGGAAAAAAAAAGAAGGGUAUCUUGCUAUAAACUACCAUUGGAGUGCCCGGGACCCAUUCUUGGUCUCUGGCUUCAGUCAGGUGGCACCUGAAGGCAUCUAGCACAGAGUAGAUUUUCAACAAAAAAGCUUUGGAGCAAAAAGAGCCUGAGGAAUGGAAUGUCUGGAAAUGAUAAAAUAGCUUCUCUCAGAUAUCUGGAAAGGGGCCACGCUCCAUUCCAUUUGGAAUCGGCUACCUGGACAUCUCCUGUGGGCCUACUACCUGACCCACACUCAAGCCCAAAAGGAGUGUCCUGAUGAAAUUCAACCCUACCCCUCACUGGACCACUCUGUGGGAACACAACAGUGACGUGGCAGUGUCGUUGAAUUGUAUGGAACCCUCUUCCUCUUUACUUAAUGAGAGGGCUUGUCACGUACCAUAAUCAUCUAUGUCUUCUCUAAGAUUUAUGUCUUCCCGAGAUUUAUGGAGAUGACGUGAGAUAGUGUCUGUGAACACUCUCUGUAAGAAGUGCUAUCAGACACCAAAGACAUGCUCUUGAGAAGUACAUUUCCUUUUAUUCAGCAAGGCAAGAAUUCUUGGCUCCUGGUACAGAGUCCCUCCCAAACAUCUCUGCUUAGUGGAGCUCUGGGUUCUGGCAUUCCUUUGGAUUGGAUGGUUCUUAUUUGAGAGCUUCUUAAAGUCCUCUCUGGUCAAAGUUUUUAGGAUUUCAGGCUGAGAGACCCACUGCAGCACCAGUAGACCAGUUUUUCUGUCUUCCUGUCCAUCCAAUCACUCUUUUACUCACUCAGUCUCUCACAUACUCGCUCAAUUGAACAACUGCCAUAUUGAGUGCAGUCCUAGGCCACUGGAGAUACAAUCAUGAAUAAGACAUUGUCCCAGCUGUCCCUGUGUUUAAUGUCUACUCGGGGAGAGAAAACAGAUAUAUAACGUAAACAGACACAUUAUAAUACAAUGCAGUAUGUACCUCUCAUCCAUGAUAGUUCCAGAACUUUCCUGCUAAUGCUGGCCAACCAACCCUUGAGUGUCUAGGAGGACUAGACACUUCUCCAAAGGCCUAGAAAAACAAGGCUCUCCCCUUGCCCUUUCGAAGCAAAAUUUACUGAGAUUUUAUUUGUUGCCUACAAUCUUAACGGAGCCUAGUAGUUUUCUUCCUAGGUAGAAGCCAUUAACAACACCAAGAAUUGUUAGUGAAUAGUUUCCCUUACAUGUGUAAAAACUAAAAACCCAGACCCACUGCCGUCGAGUUGAUUCGGACUCAUAGCUCCCCACAGGGCAGAGUAGAACUGCCCCAUAGAGUUCCCAAGGAGCGGCUGGUGAAUUUGAACUGCCAACUUUUUGGUUAGCAGCCAUAGCUAUUAACCACUGCACCUAAAAUACCUUAUAAAAAACCCUGUUGCCGUCCUUAUUGAUGAUCUAAAUUACAGAUAUGUGUAUGGUAUCAUGCUAGGUGCCAGGAGGGCAUUAAGGAGUUUACUGUAUAAUCAAACAGAUAAUAAAUCCAUGCAUGAAUUUAAACAAUAACUGGGCAAGCUAGGUUGAGAGUAGAUGCCAGAGAACCCAGAAUAACUAAUAAGAUGGUGGGUGGUAGGGCCAGUGAUAGAAUAUGAGAAUACAAGAGGAAGUGAAGAAUUUCUUUAGACGUGUAGAGGUGGAUAUGCCUUGGGGUCAUAAUCCCCACAGGGCUGCCGGAGCUCUAAGUCUGGAGCUGGAAAGGAUGCUUUGUGCUACAGAAUUGGAAGCCUUUAGCCUGUAGAUCAUGCUGAAGCAAUGGGGGUCUGCAAGGUGUGUGUAGAAAGAAUCUGACAGAAAGCCAAGGCAAGGACAGAGCCUGAAGAAGCCCCAAAUGCAUGAGCUGGGCAGGGGAGAAGAACUCGCAAAGCAGACCAAAGAAGACUGAUCAGAGUAAAAAGAAGAAAACCUGGGGUGGGAGAGGUCCUCAAGCCAAUGAACAUUUUAAGAACAAAGGAGUGAUCAAUUGUCAGGGAUUCAAGAAUGGUCAAGAUGAGAACCAAGGAGGACCUGUUGGAUCCUGGUGCCCUUGGGGAGAACAAUGCCAAGUGAAGUUUAAGGGCAGAGGCUAGAUUGCAGUGAAUUGGCUAGAAAGACAGGGUGGUGAAGGAGUGGGACAGGGGCUUGGAGAUGUAGAUUUCAGAACUGUAAGGGGAAGAGAGAGCAUGGUGAGAGCUUUCAACAACCCCCAGAAUGAAGGAUUAUUAUCUUUUGCUGAUAGAGGAUACCGAGUCAGAGAGGGGAAAUAAUUUGCCCUUUUUUUACAUUGCUGGUAUAAACAGAACCCCCCUGUGAUGGUUAAGGUUGGGUGUCAGCUUGGCUGGGCCAUGAUUCUCAGUAUUUUGGCAGUUAUGUAAUGAUGUAGUUUGGCAGUUAUGUAAUGAUGUAAUUCAGCAGCUGUGUAAUGAUGUAGCUAUCCUCCAUUUUGUGAUAUAAUCACCUCUAUGAUGUGAUCUGAUGUGACCAGCCAAUCAGUUGUAAGGGGAGUGUCCUCGGGGCUGUGGCCUGCAUCCGAUAUAUAUGGAUGUUCUGGCAAAGCUCACUUGUGGGCUCUGGAUCCUGCACCUGGCUCGUCAUCACCUGACCUCCAGUUCUUGGGACUUGAGCCGGCAGCCUGCCGUACUGCCUGCCAGUCUUGGGAUUUGUCGGCCUCCACAGCCUGUGAGCCAGCAGCCUACCAUCCGACCUGCUGAUCUUGGGUUCCUCAGCCCCUGCAGCUACGUGAGCCAGGAGAAGCCUCCAGCCUGAUACCUGACCCACAGACUUGGGACUUGCCAGUUUCUACAACUUCGUAGGCUGUUUCUUUGAAAUAAAUCUCUCUCUCCACACACACACACACACACACACACACACAUAUAUAUAUACUUCACAGGUUUUGCUUCUUUAGAGAACCCAGCCUGAGGCCCUCCCCCCCAAAUAGAGGUUAUUAUAAUUGUUUUCCCAAGGUAUUACAAAUAGAAAGUUGCAGAAUAGGGAUUCAAGUUCCAACAUAACUGGCUCCAAAGCCUGUGUCCUUGCUACUGAAAGUAUGGUUCUGGGACCAGUAUUGUGGCCAUCGCCUGGGAGGUAGUUAGAAAGGCAGCAUCUCAGGCCCACCCCAGACCUACUGGAUCACAAUCUGCAUUUUAACAAGGCCUCCCAGGUGAUUCUCAUGCACACUAACACCUGAGAAGCACUGGCCUGUGCUUUUCCCUAUGUUAUUUUCUUGUAAUCCAGGUAUGAGGGAAGAAGGUCCUGAAUUACCAGAUUGACAUAAAACCAGAGAAGUGGGUGGGAGAGACGUGAAGGUUGCUUCUUUCUCUGAGUGAUAUGUGACCUCUAUGUGUCCCCAGCUGUCCCUGGGGGAGCUCACCUUCAAUAGGGAAGGCGUUCUCUGUAUACCAUGGCCAGGCCCAGAGUCCUGCUUCACCAUAGGGUGAUGGGACACAAUGAGUUCUGGGCCACUUUUGCUACAUUUUCAAUUAACAUCAGUUUUCUUCAAAUAAUAAUGCAGACAUAGUGCAAGAAAACACCCUUUUAAUCACUAGUGUAAUUAAACUGCAUAAUUAGUCUGAUCUUUGCUGCCUUUCCAAAGCUCCCAAAGGGAAGAUAACUCAUGUACAUGGAGAUUUUCUCAGAUAUUUUGCUUCUAAAGGAUUCAAUAACUGCCUACCCAUGGUGUUUUUUAAUUACAGCAACAGCUGCCUUGAAUACUUGUUGUUUGAACAAACACUCCCUUCAAGGUUCUGAUGGUCCCGUCUCAUCUGCACCUAAAAAAAACUAAACCACAUGCAAAACACCAAGAGAAACAAAAUCUGAGGUGCUUUUUUCCAUGGCUACACUCUUUUUUCACUUUCUUGCUUUCUGUUUGUUGGGUCAUAGGUGGCUAUAUAGUUCAGUCUUUUCCAAACUGACCCAUUAGUGGGUUGUGAAAUGAAUAGUGAGUCUCAACCAACUUAAAGAUGUCAUUUUGAGGACUAUGGUGCCCUUGACCCAAGCCAUGGUAUUUUUAGUUAUCUCAUAUGCAUGCAAAAGCUGGACAAUAAAUAAGGAAGACCAAAGAAUUGAUGCCUUUGGAUUAUGGUGUUGGUGAGGAGUAUUGAAUAUACCAUGGGUGCUCCUUAGAAAGAAGGAUGGAGAGACUUUGUCGUAUGUGCUUUGGACAUGUUAGCAAGAGGGACCAGUCCCUGGAGAAGGACUUCAUGCUUAGUAAAGUAGAGGGUCAGCAAAAAAGAAGAAAACCCUCAAUGAGAUGGCUGCAACAAUGGGCUCAAAGAUAACAACAAUUGUGAGGAUGGCACAGGACUUGGCAAUGUUUCAUUCUGUUGCACAUAGGGUUGCUAUGUGUCAGAACUGACUUGAUGGCACCUAACAACAACAACCAACUUAAAAAAAAAAAAAAGACCAUAAAAUGGAGAAUGUCAGAGUGCAUCAUAAGCAGAAGGUAGGGGCAGGUAUUGUGAACCUUCUUGUUUAGUUAUGUAAAUAUGUGUGUAUCCCAGUAAAAAUGAUUUUCAUACGAUGGGCCGUGGUCAAAAAGUGUGAAAACCACUGAUCCAUUUCAGUGGUUCGAGUCAUCACAAUCAUACAGAGAAUGUGUUAAAAAAAAAAAAAUUCCAGGCCAGUUUUCACCCAGCAGAGUCAAGAAUCAAUAGUUGAAAGCACUCCAAGACAUUCUGACCAUGAACCAUUUUUCAGAUCUUCUGAUCCAGUUCAAACUCCCACCCAAAAGAGAAUCCCUUCUAGAUUAGCAAUCUAGAAGUGAUAAUGAAGCCUCUGAGUGCCUGUGUUUUCUCCUGUUCACACCAGACUUCUGCAUGAAGAGCGUGAGUCCCCUUCCCCAAAGAGCAGCACAAAGUCCGUGCCUUCGUUGGUUGCAUCUUCUUGUUAGAAACUUCUCCUGGGGGCUGAUCCAAACCCUGCUUGCCCAUAGCUUGCACCGUUGCAGGCUUUGGUUAGCUCCCUGCAAGUCUACAGAGUAAGUCUACCAAGUCUUCCACAUGGACAGUCCUUCAGAUAAUAAAAAGCAGCUUUUAUUUUCUCCUGAAGAUCUCCUUUUCUCAAGCUAAAUAAUUCCCAGGUCCUAAACUGUCCUUCAUCAGUCAUGGCAGCAACACUCUUGCUCACCCUACCUUAACAUCUCUAAACUUCUCCUGCUCAUCAACGUCCCUUUGCGAACAUGCAUCCCCCAUUGACCGGCAGGGCUGCGUAGCAUGGGGGGCUAGCGUUCCCACCUGUGCAGCCCGGCAGCUCUUUUGAGUGCCUUGUUUCCCUGUUGACUCUCGCUGACUUCGUAGCAAACCCUUUGUUGCUAUUCAAUCAGUUCUCUGAUAUCUGUGAACCCGUUUUUUUUAAAGAUACAUGCAUGCAAGCCAUCCUGUCCAAUUUCUGCCUGUCCAAUUCACCUCGAUUGUUUUGACCCAUCUUCUUCAGCCUCUUCAAUUCUUCCUCAGCCCAGCUUCUCAGCCAUGUGCCAAUUGCUUGUUUAAUAGUCUUGCCAUUAUGGCUUCUUGAAACACACUGAGGAAUGGAUUGGCUGUGGUAGAGUGCUGGAUCUCUUUCUUCUUCCUAUUCUCCUCCUUUCUCUGGAUACCCUUCUUGACACCCUCUCCUCAUGGUAAAUGGGAACAUUAAAGGCCAACUUUUGGAGAAGAGGUUCUAUGAUUGUCCUUGUCCUUUUGACCCUCAGGGUGGACCUGCAGACAUAGUACUUUUCUGUUUGUCAGAAAGAGGACGCAAUACAGUAAAUACAGUGUAAACAGCAGCAUGGGUGAGCCAUUCUGCUUCUGCCACUACUAGGGAUGUGCUCUGGGUAAGCUAGCUCGUCUCUCUGGGCCUCAGCUUCCUCAUCUGUAAAGGGGGGGUGCUUCACUAGGUGACCCGCUUUACAAAUUUCUGGUUUUACUAUUAAGUGGCAGGGAUUAGAUGACCCUCAACAACGAAUAUUAUUCUCAUGGUUAUGUUGAAGUCGAUGGGCCAUAAUCAGAUUAGGAAUUUUAAGAGUCCACUGGGUCUUUCACUAAUGCCAAAUAAUCAAGUGUUGCUUUUACUGGCUUUGGGAUACAUAAAAAACCAGUUGCUGUCGCGUUGACUCCGGCUCAUGGUGAUCCCCAAGUGUCUCAGAGUAAAACUGUGCUCCAUAGGGUUUUCAAUGACUGGUUUUUUGGAAGUAGAUCAUCAGAGCCUUCUUCUCAGGAAGAACCUCUGGCGGACUUGAGCUUCCAGCCUCUCAGUUAGCAGCCAAACCUGCUAAUCAUUUCCAUCUCGCAGGGACUGCUUGGCAACCAUGGAAAGUAAUGAACGCUACGCAUAGCAUCUAAGAAUGCCUACUUCCUGGGGAGUGCACUUACACACCGAAUAAGGGACUCUUCCUUGGUCUUUUCUCCUCACAUUUCUAUUUUACUUUACUAUCAGCCACUGAAAAAGCACCUUUUUGCCAGGAUUUACCACAAAUAGAGUAGGAGCCCUGAUGGCGUGAUAUUUAAGCACUCGGCUACUAACCAAAGAUUGGCAUUUCAAACCCACUCCAAGGCUCCAUGGGAGAAUGACCUGGCAAUCUGCUUUUAUAAAGAUUACAGCCAAGAAAUCUCUAUGAUGCAGUUCUACCCUGUCACCUGGGGUCACUAUGAGUCAGAAAUCGACUUGACGGCACCGAAAAAUAACAACAACAUUUUAGACUGAAGAGAUGUUUGUUCUAUCCCUACACCUGAAGCUUUGUGCAAAAUAAUUCCAGAUAACAGAGGAGAAGGGCAUGCUGUUCUUUCAGCCCAAUGAGAGUCUUUACUUCUUUUGUUUUUCAAGAAAUAAAUAGAUUUAAAAAAAAAAUGUUCAGCCAACACAUCUGUUUUUAGCCUCGAAGUACCUCUUUAAGAUCCAUGGCAUGAAAUUGCAGAAGGGUUUUAAAUAUUAAUAAGAUUGGGCAUUGGCUGUUUUGUGCAAGUAUUCAGGAACUCACUAAAGCUCCAGUGAACCCUAAAGAACUCAGACCCUCAUUACAGAUUUACGUUCCCUCAGGGGCCUUUCCUGGAGUGAGCACUUUCUACCUGAAGAGUGAACAAAGGACCAGUGAAAGACAUUGACGUCUCCUCAGGCAAUGUGGAUGGUCACGUCUCCCCAACGUUUUCCCAGCCCACCACAGUGUUUUCCACAUUUGCUGGUUACGUCAGCCGAGAGCGGCGCUGGUGAGGCCGAGGGUGUAGGCAUGUUCUGACACACUCAUGUGUCUUUGGUCUCAAGGGGGAUAUGGCAAGGGACAUGAGAACCUGAGAGAGAGCUCAGAAGGUUACUUCCUGCCAUGGUGAUGAAUUUUGCAGAAGCGAUGCCCCCUCAGAACAGAAUUGUCAUCAGGAAGACAAAUGAGGACAAUUUUCAGAAUUUGUCUGAGGGAGCCUACAACUUCCUCUGAAGAGAUGGGAGGGUGUGGAGAGCUUAGGAUGGUUCUGGGGCUCAUGUGGAAGAUGGCUGUGUUGAGAAGGAUCUCUGUAGACGCAGAAGGACAGAUCUGGUCUCUGGUGGGUUCUGUGUUGGUCUUUUCUAUCACUACUUUGAACUCAUCCAGUUUGUGGUGUUCUUACGACAGGAGACAGAAAUAGUUCUAUUUGCAUCAGGGACAAUUCUUACUUGACAAAGUCUGCAGUAAUAAUGUAUUAUUUGGGCAAUUUUCCCAUUCUCUCAAAUUGAGUUUUUCUUUAGCCAAAUUGAGAGUCUAAGAUGCUGUGAUCUCCCUAGGCUACACUUUUAAAAGAGCAUACUAUCCAAACACAGUAAAGGCCCAUUACCAAGCCUCUUGCUAUUCUAAAUUUAUUUCAUAAUGCAAGUAAAAUCUUGUUGGCAGCUGAAGGAGGUGUGGACGGUGCAUUUUCUUCCCCUCCACAGACUGGAGAGUGAGUAAGGUGGGUAAGAGCUUUAUUUUUUAAUGUCUAGCCUAUAAUAAAGGAGCCUGGUGGCAUACUGGCUAAGAGCUUGGCUGCUAACCAAAAAGUUGGCAGUUCAAAUCCACCAGCCACUCCUUGGAAACCUUAUGGGCAGUUCUACUCUGUCCUAUAGGAUCACUUGAGUCAGAAUUGACUCAAAAGCAAUGAGUUUGGUUUACGGGUUCUGGUGGUGAAGUGGUUAAGCGUUUAGCUGCUAACCAAAAGGUCAGCAGUUUGAACCCACCAGCCACUCUCCGGGAGAAAGAUGUUGCAGUCUGCUUCCAUAAAGAUUUACAGCGUAGAAAACCCUAUCAGGCAAUUCUAUUCUGUCCUAUAGUGUUACUAUGAGUUGGAAUUGACUCAACAGCAAGGGUUUUUUUAGUCUUUAAUAGGGCUGUACACUAACUUAUUUUCAAAAUUGGAACUCAUUUAUUUUUAAUUAAGCUCUUCUCAUUGUACAAAAUAUUGUUAUCAAAAAUACAUGUAGGUUGAAAUUAAGCCCUUGCUGAGGGUCGCUAUGAGUCAGAAUCGACUUGACGGCAACGGGUUUGGUUUUGGUGUGGUUCAACUAACAGGGGUCCCUGGGUGGGACAGACGGUUAAGUGACGGGCUGCUAACUGAAAGGUUGGCAGUUCGAGUCCACCGAGGGGCACCUCCAAAGAAAUAUCUGUCGAUCUACAACAGCCUUGAAAACCCUAUGUGGCACAGUUCUACUCUGACACACAUGGGGUCGCCACGAGUCAGUUAACUCCACAGUAACUUGUUUGGUUUGGGUAUUGAACUAGCACUUUGCAAGGACAGUAAGGAAGAGUAGGAUCAGAGUCAGGAAGCAUCCAGACUUGCUAAAGAGACACCCACACUGCUGUGUGCACUUAUUUCCUGCAUUGUCUCCUCCUUUUGACAAAAGGACCCUGUGUGCAGGCACUCACACUUAGAUAAUGGCUUUAAAAGAAUGGAUAGGAUUAAGGAUCAGAAAAGGGUUCAGACAAUAAAUGCAAUUGGAGGAGAGAAAGUCACCACAUUAAAUCAUUUGUAGGUUUCUAUAGUUUCUUUAAAACCAGAUGAUUCAAAUUCAACCCAAAUCCCUGAGGCUUUCAUGGUUGUGUGUAGUAAAUCAAUCUGUCCACCAGCUGGAAGCCACAGGCGCAUAGAGAAAUUACUUCUCACCAGCCUGGUGUACUGCAAGCUUGACUCCUUCGUGGUGGUCCUGGCAAGGGUUGGGGCUGAGGCACCACGUGCGCCUGCUAGGGGCUGAAGGUGGCGAGCGGGAGUGGACUGGGAGGGAGAGGUGAAGUGUUCAGAGCCUGGCCCGCUAGCUUGUUCGUGUUUUGCAGAAGCUCAGAUGACAGACUGUGUUGGGCAGAAUGUCACAGAGACUGGAAGCUCUCACCGUUCUUUUGGUGCCCUUUGUUAAACAGCCCUACCUUCAGGGAACUUGCUUGCUAAAUAGGAAUAGAAGAAGGGCCGAAAUGAAAAACUAAACAGCCACGUGACACCUGUGGUAGGAACACACACACGCAUUGAAAGGAAAUACCUCAAACUACUAACUGCUUGCCUUUGGAUGGCGGAGUUUUGAAUUAUUGUUCUUCCACAUUUGUUUCAUUUGCCAGAUUUUCUUGAACGAUCUCACAUUAUGUGUAUGGUGAAAAUAAUAUAAAAAGGCAGCUAUUCAAAAGACGCCACGGCCCAUCAGGCAGAUUAAAACAAAUGCCAGAAUGGUGAUACCGACAGUCAGUGGGAUGGGGCCACCGCAGAGGCGUAACUAAAGUAUGGCAGGUAGGGCGCACUUGAGGAGGUGGCGCUAACGAGCAGUUUCUAUUGGCCGACGAAGUCUCCAUCACCAGCUUGAGAGACCAUUCAGCAAUUUAAAACUAAUUGCCACAGGCGCUAUUUUCUGGAGCUAGGCCCCUGGGUCACUGUGGGCUAAAGACACCAGGAAGGCUUCUGUGGGUUGGAAAUGUGGGCUGGUUUGGAGGGGGUGUGGAGAGGUGCGGAGGGAAGGGACAUAGUUGCUGUAGGGGCCACGAGGCUCUCACCCUGGCUGAGCUCGCAGGCGAUGGCUAUGGCCCGGGUGUCGCAGUUGGGAUGGAGCACCACCCAGAGAGGGUGUCAGCACAACUAGACUUCCCUAGGAGAGGCCAGAGGCCAGCCCGUUUGGGCUUGAUAACCAAGUUUAUGUAAAUCAAGGUUGUUAUACGGAAACAGCUGGUUUCACUUUAGUUUAAUUGAAAACGAGAGACCUACAGGAGAGGGGGAGACCAGGAGGGAGGUUGGGUGGCCAAAGGGGAAAAGAGACAAGGCUUGCACUCCUGGGGUGAUGGAGUACAGGCACCCCUCAGUGAAGUGAACCUGGGCAGACAGUGGUCAGCAUCAGCUUAGCAACGAGCUUGGAAAACCAGGUUCGGGCUAGCUGAGCUGGAGCCUUCAAUGCUGGCUUUAAGUCAUGUGCUCUCCAAAUUACUUGACAAGGGUGUUUGCCCCUUACCCUCCAGUGUCUCCUGAUUUGCCUCCUCUCCCCUGACGUGGUCUUCCUGCCCAGCUUUUGGCCUGCGUUUUGGGAUCCAUCUCCUGCACACCUCUCUCUGUGGUGAGCCAGCAUCCUGCAGGGCAGUCAGUGCUGUUUGGCUCAGACUUUGGAGAACUCCGAGAAAACCUGGGUUGGGGAAGGCUACCAAGAGACAAGGCCACGGAAAAGCAGAGGAAAGCAGCCCAAGCAAACAGACCGUUGUCACUAACUGGCUUUUUUUUUUUUUUUGACAUCCAGGCCCUCUAGGGCUCUAGGAUGGGGGCUGGAGAAAAACACGAUAAACCAACCAUGGGCACUUAACCAUGGCCUGUCUGGCGCCCAUUCUGGUAGAUGAAAGCAGAAGGAAGUAAACGUAGGAACAGCUCUGAAAGAGGUGAAUAAAUAGUGCGCUCUGUUGUCAGUGCUCAGGCCAGCGCUGGUGCCCGUGUUCAUUAGACACGGAAAGGGGCUGGCGGGCGAGGGGGUAGACACAUGGAAGAGUGGAAGAGGCAGGAACUUGGAACACAAACACUGGCGUCUCUCAUCCUGGCCCUGCCAGUGGCUGACAGACCUUGGGACGAUUGGGAUGGUCUGUGGAUCUGUGGAUCCCUGUUCCCAUAUACAUGGCGUGCCAAACCAGUUCAAAUACAUCCCUGCCUCCUUCACCUCCUGGCAGCCCCAAGGCUGGUGGUGCAAGGACUAGUGGCCCCACUGGCAGGUAGGGAGACAGCAUCAGUCUUCAAUGUUCGGGCAGGAUCUGAACAGCUUCACAAUCAAGCUUCUGUUUGACAAGAGAAAAACAUUCCUUCAGGUGUCAUAGUGGAAAGCAAUGUGACAUCAGCACGAUGGAAUGAAGUUGGAAGAUGGAGCAGUAUACACAGAGGCCCAGCUUUAGGCUUUCUAAGUGUUCACCCAAUAAUCAACCCAAUAAUGCAGGCUUUCAAUCAACCACCAGGCCCUCAGCUGCUCCACCACCUGAGACAGGCUGAGGAGAUGAGAUGAGAGGGCAGUCCACCCUACCAUGGGUGCAAGGCCCCGGCCCUCAACAAUUUACCUAGAAAACACUUUCACAAUAUGAAUACGCAUUGAUUAGGCAGAGGUCUUCAGUGAACUGAAGGAGAUUCAAGACUAGGAUCCAUAUGACAAAAGUGCAUGUGUGGUGCAGGGGAGGUGACAGGAAGUGGUAUUUUAUAUAAUGAAGUCCAUGGUAAAACUUCCUGAGUUCUGAGAAGAGAUUUGCUGCCCAGGAAAAAUGGUGUGUAAAGUUGGAGCUGCUCACAUUUCUACAGCCUCUGAGAGAGAUUGUGGCCAAGGAUGAUAGGAAAGAGAGAAUGGAUAAGAUACGGUUGUGUAAACAGAAUUAAUGGGGCCCUCUUUUUUACCACUACUUUUAAAAGAAAAGCCAGUUACCGUGGAGUUCAGUUCCAACCCAUGGAGAUCUCAUGUAUGUCAGAGGAGAACUGUGCUCCACAGGGUUUUCAAUGGCUUCUUUUUCACAAGUAAAUCUCUAGACCUUUCUUCCCGAGCACUGCUGCAGGGGUUCAAACCACCAACCUUUUGGUUAGUCACUGAGUACCUAACCAUUUGCAUCACCCAGGGCUUCCUCUUAAAAGAAAAGAGGGGAAAAAUUAUAAUUAAAAAAAACCCAAACCCGUUGCCUUCAAGUCGAUUCCAACACAUAGCGACCCUAAAGGACAGAGUAGAUCUGCCCCAUAGGGUUUCCAAGGAGCACCUGGUGGAUUUGAACUGCCAACCUUCUGGUUAGCAGCCAUAGCUCUUAACCGCUAUGCCGCCAGGGUUAUAAUAAUUGGCUUUAAUUGAGCAAUUAUUAUGUCCAGGCCCUGUUUUAUGAGCAUUACAUGUAUUAGCUUGUUUAUUCCUCCCAACCACCCAGUGAGAUACUGGUGGAAAGCAAUGUGAAACCUGCGAAAGCCAGAACCUGGGUAAGACAGAAACCUGUCACAGAGUUUCAGUGUGCACUCUGUCAAAGGCAGGAACCUUGUGAGACCCGGAAAAACAAGGCAGUCCCAUCGAGUUCUGGCUCUCACAGGUUUCACUGUAUUCUCCCCAUUUUCUAGAUUAGGAAACAAAGUCACAGAGUCCAAGGUCAUCCAGCUGGUAAGCGGUAGCUGGUAAACUGACAGGGUGGCCCUAGAGUCCAGAGUCCUGGGGCCAGUAUAGCUGGCUAUGAGAGGCCUCACCCAGUUCCCCUGAGUGCUGCUCAGACAUUGUCUUUUUCCACAUGGGCUGCUCCAUAACAAAGGCAGAGGAGUUCUGGGCUGGAGCCCUACUGUGAGACCUCUGAGGGGGCACUAGCAUUGUCUUCAUUUUGAUAUCUCCUCCUGGUGUGAUGCCUGCUACUUACAGAAAGGGCACAAUGCAUAUUUAUUGAUUUGGGCUGAUUUAAUUUGGAUGUAUAAUGAAUGAAGGCGAUUAACUGAUUUCUAGAUUGUUUUUGAUAUUUGCUUUAAUGGUAAGGAUUGAAUUAUAAUUAUAAAUAAUACAUAUCACCAUACCCUCUAAUACAGGGAAAAUGAAUUAAGGUUCAAAUGAGAAUAUACAUGGGCAGGUACUCUGAAGUCACAAAAAUGAACCUUCUGGGCCUGGGGUCGGGGGUGGGGGUCUUCCUCAGUGGGGCUGUAUUUCCUUAAGGGCGCCUGGUGGUGUGAAUAUGGUUGCCAGUGAGCCCACAUUGCUCUGGGAGGUCAAGUGGAAAGACUGAGGUGGGAUAAAUGUCUCUCCGUUGACAUCAAUUUGAGGUUGUCUUUGACUCUGGGGGAUUGCUGCAGCUGGGAUAAUUAAAAUCCGUAACACUGGUUCAGGACACCUACCAGUUAAGACCUGCUACAAAGGAGCACCCACCCCAGGGGAUCCCUGUGGACUAGUUGUGGAUUGCUUGUCUUAUGCUUGUCCUUCCCUUGCUUUCAGGCAAGAGGUUAAUAAGCUGAGCAAUAGAAAAGAGACUCCAUUCUCUCUUAUAAUGCUACGCGUUCUCCUCUCCCCUACGCCCAGCCCCUGUUAGCCACUAAUCCUUUGUCUCUACUCCUUUGCAUCUUCUAGAUAUUUCCUGCAAGUGUGAUCAUACAGUAUUUGUCCUUUUGUAGCUGACUUAUUUCAGCUUACUGUUUUCAAGGUUCAUCCAUGCAUCGGGACUUUGUUUCUCAUUAUGGCUGAGUAGAACUCCGUUCUAUCUUUGUACCACAUUUUGUGGAUCCAUUCAUGUGUUCCUGGACACCUGGGUUGUCUCCACCUUCUGGCCAUUGUGAACAGCACUGCAGGGUAACCAUUCUUUUGAUUUGUAUGCUUUUUCACAUUGUUUUAUACUUUGCCUGUCUCUCUACACUCAGUUUAGCACCUUCUUAGGGCAGGUACUUUGACUUAUUGUAAUAUGAAUACUGUUCCCUAAAAAAGGCAAGGGAAAAACCCUGGUGGUGUAGUGGUUAAGUGCUAAGACUGCUAACCAAAAGGUCGGCAGUUCAAAUCCACCAGGCACUCCUUGGGAACCCUAUGGCGCAGUUCUGCUCUCCUAUAGGACCACUAUCAGUCGGAAUUGACUCAACGGCAAUGGGUUUAGAAAGGCAACGCUUACUCUAGACACACGUUUUCUCAUGUAGUGUUCACAGCAGCCCUGGGGGUGAGCUUCGUCGGUACUACUACCCCAAUUUUACUAAGGAGGCCCCGGAGCUGGGUAGUAGUAGAGUCUGGUCCCCAGCCCAGGUAUCUUAGGUCCCAAAUCACCUCAUGCUGUCUGAUCCUGUGUUCUUUUCUAUAUCCCUCACAGUGUCAGAGAAUGCUUAAACUCAGUAAAAAUCUGCUUAAAUAAUGCUUUCAAAACCUGCUUUUAGCUUUCCUUUAUUGUGUUAGUGGAGCCCUGGUCGCGCAAUGAUUAAGAGCACGGCUGCCAAUCAGAAGAUCGGCUGUUCAAAUCCACCAGCCACUCCUUGGAAACCCUAUGGGGCAGUUCUACUCUGUCCUAUAGGGUCGCCAUGAGUCAGAAUCGACUCGAUGGCAGCAGGUUUAGGUUUUUGGUAUUGUGCUAAUAGGGUUCCAUGGAAAAUGACUGGACUAGAGGUCCAGAAGUUCUUUGUACUGAACUGUAACAGCUGAGCUGCUAACCAACUGUGUGACCUUUCCAAAGCCAAGCCCCCUUACUACCCUCAGGGGGCAUGGCCUCUAGGGAAGGAGACAGAGGAGCAAUGCAUGAGGACAAGAAAGUGUCUUAGGUGCUCCCUAACCACCACAGAGAAAGUUAACUGCCCUCCCUAGAAUGUAACCAUUUCUGAACUUCUCCUUUAACUUCUGGACCACCUAUGACAUACACCUUCCCACUGACUGUCUUCAUUAAACCCUUCCUCCAGUCCUGCCCCAGUCCCCCACUGUGUGGCCCAUUCUCUACCUGGCAGCUGGCUGCCCAGAGCACCUCCAGCUCAGGUCUGUGCUUACCAAGAGGCAAGAGCCGCUCUUUAAUAGAGAUGUGCGAGCUGAUCCCCCAGCUUGUGUUGCUAAGCAGCUGGCUUCUGGUUGCCUGGAGAUUAUCAUGGAGUGGAGACUGCACAGUGCAAAUGUGUGUAUCUUAUCCAGGUCCGGGAUGUGCUUGAACGCUUAAGAGCCACAAAACCCUUCUAUUGCAGCUCUGAUUUUAUGUCAAAUCCCUGUAACUUGAGGGUAUACCCUUCACGUAUUAAAAAAAAAAAAGGAAAGAAUAAAUGCACAGAAGAUCAUGUUCUGAUAUCCCCGGGUUUACAGGGCUCCAUUCUUUCUUCAGGAUGUAAGGAGGGAGAAAAUACCACACACCUUCUGUUAAAGCAGGACAAAGGAGAGAAACGGAAAUUGAGCCUUUGUGUUCAUAAUAGAGGGGAGGAAAAUUGUGUUUUGAAUUUUCCUCAGAAUGACUAUUUAUUUCUGUGGGGCAGAGGGGAGGGAUAAUUAAAGGAGUAGUACUCAUUCAGUGGAGAACAUUCCAGAAAGUUCCAGUGCGAGAGGCUGUGGCACUAAAAAUCUUUUAGAAAAUGCAGAAAUUAUAGGUCCCAGAACCCCUGGGCUGAUAUUUUAACAUAUUUACCUCUUUUUGAAGUUCUGAUAGCUUUCAGAGCUGGAGAUAGGAGGGCUGGAUAAUUUGGGAGGAUUUAACAAGUCAUUUUGGAGACAGGUGUGUGUGGGUGCCCAGAAUAGUACCUGGUGGAGAAAGCCAUCCACCCAACUCUCUGAGGCUCACAGGGUGGUAUCUGGGGAUCUGACCCCAGAGGGGUCCAUAUGUGACUCUGGUCUGUAAAUCGUCAUUUUCAGACCAACCAUGGAGGUACAGGAGCCUGGGUGGCACGGUGGUUAAGAACUCAGCUGCUAACCAAAAGAUCGACAGUUCGAAUCCACCAGGCACUCCUUGGAAACCCUAUGGGGCCGUUCUAAUCUGGCCUAUAGGGUCACCGUGAAUCGGAACCGACUUGAUAGCACCUAACAGCAACAGCAGCAAUGGAGGUACAAUGGAGCCCAGGAAUACUUUCAGUUUCUACCAAACAGCCUAGGUUGGUUUUGGUUGCUUUUACUAUGUUCUCAGCCCUGUUGUAGGUGCUGCUGUAGAUAAAAGAAUAUUAAAAAGCAGUUACUGUACUGUCAAGUUGACUCCAACUCCUGGUGACCCUAUGUGUUUACAAAUAGAACUAUGCUGCAUAGGGUUUUCAGUGGCUGUGACCUUUUGGAAGUAGAUCACCGGCCUUUCUUCCAAGGUACCUCUGGGCAGACUUGAACCUCCAACCUCCAGUUAGCAGCCAAGCACACUAACUGUUUGCACCACCCAGGGGCUCCCAGAGAGGUAUAAAACGGAUAAUUUCAGCCCCCAAACUAGUUGAGAAGAUCCCUGUAAAGCCAUGUAGGCUAGUGAGUAAUUAAGUGCUGACUUCUGUAUCACAGACUUUGUGCUGGAGGGGUUCAGAGCAGGGAGUCAUGUCUCAGGCUUCAAGGGGAAGGGGAAGGCUCCGUGGAGGUGGGCUGGGGCUGUUUUCUAUAGCAGAGGGAAGACCCGUUGCCAUUGAGUAGACUUAGAGGAAAUUCCAGUCAGGGAGAGCCUUAUAAGCAAAGGUGAAGUGGUUGGAGUGAGUUUGGCAUGUAAUAGGAGCGAGCAAAAACCAUGCUGACCUGAGCUGAAUGUUCUUUGGUGCAAUGGGUAGUAGGAAAAAAAAAAAAAAAAAUUUUUUUUUUUUUUUUUUUUUAAAUAGGGAAGGAGGGGUUAUUAUAAGUUUUGAGAGGAGUGGCCAGAAUAAAUCAACAUUGAAACAGGAGUUUGCUUUGUCCUAGGCUCUCUGGGUGCUGCCGACAGUUAAGUGCUCAACUACUAACCAAAACGUUGAUGGUUUUGAACCCACCCCAGAGGUGCCUCGAAAGAAGGGCCUGGGAAUCUGCUUCCAAAAUAUCAUAGCUUUGAAAACCCUAUGGAGUGCAGUUCUACUCUGUACCAUAUGGGGUCACCAUGAGUCAGAAUCGACUUAUCAGCAACUGGUUUGGUUUUCGUUUUAGGCUCCUUGGAGAUAUUCAGGGAGAAGAGGAGAGAGCAAGAGUUCUCCCUCCGCAAGCCUUGACUCCCAGAACACCAGCGGACCCAACGCACAGGGCCACGCUUUCCCUUCUCCUCCUGUGGAUUAAGACUGUCCAGAACUUCCACAGAAACCUCUCCUUGUGGGCGAGGAGAGGGCAGUAGAAGCCACCGUUCAUCCCUGGCCUGGCCACUUAGUUGCUAAGUAAUUCAUUUCUUGAUCUUUGUAACAAAGGGAAGCAAACAUAUUUUUGUUUGAGGAGAGGUAAGACAAACACAUGCAUUGCCAGAAGGAAGAAAUCCUCAGGCCAAACUGGAGGCUUUCUUGACCAGGCCAGUGGUUUUUAAAUAGGAAGAUGAAGAGCUGAAGGCAGGGGAGACCUUAAGAAAACAAUGAUCCUUGGGGUCUGUUGAAAGGAAGCAUUCUCCACUGUACGUGGGUGUUCUAUGGAAGUAGGAGAGCAGAGAGGCUGGGAAUGCAGGCUUCUGAGCCAGAUGGAAUCCAGGCUCUGCCACUUCCUAGCAGGGGGCCUUGGAAUUGUUAUUUAACUCAUCAGGGAAUUGAAGGUGCCCACCUCCCCACUUCAUUGGGCUGUUGUGGUGCUUAAAGGGACUACCACACAUAGUGUUUGGAACAGUGCUUGGAAAAGAGUUAUGUACUCCGCAAAUGUUUGAGGUGCUGCUGUCAUAUUACUGGCCUCAGACACAAUGUUGAGACAAAUGAGCACUUUAGCAUAUACUGGUUACAGCAACAAGUUCCACAGAAAUGAACUUUUUGGAGAAGUGAGACUGAAUGCCGAAUUUGGACUGAGGGCAGGUAUGGUGGGGAGUCCCUGGGUGAUGCAAACAGUUAAGCACUUGGCUAUUAACUGAAAUGUUGGAGGUUCUAACCCACCCAGUGGGUACCUCAGAAGAAAGUCUUGGCAAUCUGCUUCAGAAAAGUCACAGCCACAAAGACACUAUGGAGUACAGCUCUACACUGAAAACACCUGGGGUUGCUGUGAGUUGGAUGGAAUCAACUUGAUGGCCACCAGUUGCUGGUUAUGGUGAAGGGCAUGGGCAGAGAGCAAGCAGCAAAGCUCUGGGUGUCUCAGGCUCGCCAGCCAGCUGGGGUGUGGCCAGCUCUGAAUCCAGAAGACCAAGAGACCAGCCUGAGGGCCCAUGGCAGCCAGGGCUCAGUGAGGGAAAACCAAGGAACACCAGAGAGGGUCAGGGCAGGUGAUGCUGGGCAAGGUAAAAAGCUCUAUUGAAAUAUAACUUGUUGCUGUUAGGUGCCAUCAAGUCAGUUCUGACUCGUAGUGACUAUAUGUACCACAGAAUGAAACACUGCCCAGUCCUGUACCAUUCUCAUAAUCAUUGUUAUGCUUAAGCCCAUUGUUGCAGCCACUGUGUCAAUCCAUCUUAUUGAUGGUCUUCCUCUUUUUCGCUGACCCUCUACUUUACCAAGCAUGAUGUCCUUCUCCAGGGACUGAUCCCUCCUGACAACAUGUCCAAAGUAUGUGAGAGGUAGUCUCACCAUCCUUGUUUCUAAGGAGCACUCUGGCUCUACUUCUUCCAAGACUGAUAUGUUUGUUCUUUUGGCAGUCCAUGGUAUAUUCAAUAUUGUACUCCAACACCACAGUUCAAAGGUGUCAAUUCUUCUUCAAUCUUCCUUAUUCAUCAUCCAGCUUUCACAUGCAUAGGAGGUGAUUGAAAAUACCAUGGCUUGGGUCAGGCGCACCUUAGUCUUCAAGGUGUCAUCUUUGCUUUCCAACACUUUAGAGAGGUCUUUUGCAGCAGAUUUGCCCAAUGCAAUGAGUCUUUUGAUUUCUUGACUGCUGCUUCCAUAGGUAUUGAUUGUGGAUCCAAGUAAAAUGAAAUCCUUGACAUCUUCAAUCUUUUCCCUGUUUAUCAUGAUGUUGCUUAUUGGUCCAGUUGUGAGGAUUUUUGUUUUCUUUAUGUUGAGGUAUAAUCCAUACAAAAGGCUGUGGUCUUUGAUCUUCAUCAGUAAGUGCUUCAAGUCUUCUUCACUUUCAACAAGCAAAGUUGUGUCAUCUGCAUAAUGAAGAUUGUUAAUAAGUCUUCCUUCAAUCCUGAUGCCCCGUUCUUCAUAUAGUCUAGCUUCCUGGAUUAGCUGCUCAACAUACAGACUGAAUAGGUAUGGUGAAAGGAUACCUUUCCUGACUUUAAACCAUGCGGUAUUCCCUUGUUCUGUUCGAACGACUGCCUCUUGAUCUAUGUCCAGGCUCCUCAUGAGCUCAAUUAAGUGUUCUGGAAUGCCCGUUCUUCACAAUGUUAUCCAUAAUUUGUUAUGAUUCACACAGUUGAAUGCCUUUGCAUAGUCAAUAAAACAGAGGUGAACACCUUCCUGAUGUUUUCUGCUUUCAGCCAGGAUCCAUUUGACAUCAACAAUGAAAUUCCUGAUUCCACAUCCUCUUCUGAAGCUGGCUUGAAUUUUUGGCAGUUCCCUGUCGAUAUACUGCUGCAGCAGAUUUUGAAUGAUCUUCAGCAAAAUUUUGCUUGCGUGUGAUAUUAAUGAUAUUGUUCAAUAAUUUCCACAUUUGGCGGGAUCACCUUUCCUGGAAAUAGGCAUAAAUAUGGAUUUCGUCCAGUAGAAUGGCCAGUAGCUGCCUUCCAAAUUUCUUGGCAUAGACGAGUGAGUCCUUUCAGCGCUGCAUCUGUUUUUGAAACAUCUCAGUUGGUAUUCCGUCAAUUCCUGGGGCCUUGUUUUUCACCAAUGCCUUCAGUGCAUCUUGGACUUCUUCCUUCAGUACCAUUGGUUCCUACUCAUACGGUACCUCCUGAAAUAAUUGAAUGUCGACCAGUUCUUUUUGGUAUAGUGACUGUGCGUAUUCCUUCCAUCUUCUUUUGAUGCUUCUUGAGUGGUUUAAUAUUUUCCCCAUAGAAUCCUUCAGUAUCGCAACUGGAGGCCUUAGUUUUUUCUUCAGUUCUUCCUGCUUGAGAAAUGCAGAACGUGUUCUUCCCUUCUGGUUUUCCAUCUCCAGGUCUUGGCACAAGUCAUCAUAACACUGUACUUUGCCUUCUUGAGCUGCCGUUUGAAAUCUUCUGUUCAUUGCUUACUUCAUCAUUUUUCCUUUCGCUUUAGCUACUUGAAGUUCAAGAGCAAGUUUCAGUGGCUCUUCUGACAUCCAUGUUGGUCUUUUCUUUCUUUCCUGCCUUUUUUAAUGACCUUUUGCUUUCUUCAUGUAUGAUGUCCUUGAUGUCAUUCCACAACCCAUCUGGUCUUCGGUCGUUGGUGUUCAACGCGUCAAAUCUAUUCUUGAGAUGACCUCUAAAUUCAGGUGGAAUAUCCUCAAGGUCAUACUUUGGCUCUCAUCAACUUAUUCUCAUUUCCUUCAGUUUUAACUUGAACUUGCAUAUGAGCGAUUGAUGGUCUGUUCUGCAGUCAGCCCCUCGCCUUGUUCUGACUGAUGAUAUUGAGCUCUUCCAUCAUCUCGUCCCACAGAUGUAGUCUAUUCGGUUCCUGUGUAUUCAGUCUGGCAAAGCCCAUGUGUAUAGUGGCCAUUUAUGUUGGUGAAAAAGGGUGUUUGCAAUGACGAAGUCGCUGGUCUUGCAAAAUUCUAUCAUGCAAUUUCUGGCAUUGUUUCUAUCACCAAGACCAUGUUUUCCAACUACCAAUCCUUGUUUCCAACUUCCGCAUUCCAAUCUGCAGUAAUUAUUAAUGCAUCCUGAUUGCAUGUUCAAUCAAUUUUAGACUGCAGAAAUUGGUAAAAAUUUUCGAUUUCUUCAUCUUUGGCCUUAGUAGUUGGUGAGUAAAUUUGAAUAAUAAUUGUAUUAACUGGUCUUCCUUGUAGUCGUAUGGAUAUUAUCAUCACUGACAGCGUGAAAAUUCAGGGUAGAUCUUGAAAUGUUCUUUUCAAUGAUGAAUGCAAUGCAUUUCCUUUUCAAGUCGUUUUUUGUUCCUGGCAUAGUAGACCAUAUGAUUGUCCGAUUUGAAAUGACCAGUACUAGUCCUUUUCGGCUCACUAAUGCCUAGGAUAUCAACGUUUAUGCAUUCCAUUUCAUUUUUGAUGACUUCCAAUUUUCCUGGAUUCAUACUUCGUACAUUCCAUGUUCUGGUUAUAAAUGGAUAUUUGCAACUGUUUCAUCUCAUUUUGAGUUGUGCCACAUCAGCAAAUGAAGGUCCUGAAAGCUUGACUCCAUUCACAUCAUUAAGAUCGUCAACUCUACUUUGAGGAGGCAACUCUUCCCCAGUUGUAAUGGAUUGAAUUGUGCCCCCCCAAAAUUUGUGUCAACUUGGUUAGGCCGUGUGUGGUUGUCCUCCAUUUUGUGAUUUUCCUAUGCGUUGUAAAUCAUAAUCUCUGCCUGUGGUUAAAAGAAUUAGGGUGGGAUAUAAAACUCUUGCUCAGGUCACUUCCCUGAUCCAAUGUAAAGGGAGUUUCCCUGGGGUGUGGCCUGCACCACCUUUUAUCUCUCAAGAGAUAAAAAGGAAGGGGAAGAGAGCAAUAGGGGGUGGGAGGGAGCCUCGUACCACCAAGAAGGCAACGCCAGGAGCAGAGCCCCUCCUUUGGACCCAAGGUUCUUGUGCUGAGAUGCUCCCAGACCAAGGGAAGACUGAUGCAUCACAAGGACCUUCAUUCAGAGCCAACAGAGAGAGAAAGCCCUCCCCUGGAGCUGGCGCCCUGAAUUCAGACUUCUAGCCUACGGCACUGUGAGAAAAUAAAUUUCUGUUUGUUAAAACCAUCCACUUGUGGUAUUUCUGUUAUAGCAGCACUAGAUGACUAAGACACCAGUCAUAUUUUGAGUGCCUUCCAACCUGAGGGGCUCAUCUUCUGGUACUAUAUCAAACAGUGUUCUCCUGCUGUUCAUAAAGUUUUCACUGACUAAAUCUUUUCUGACAUAGACAGCCAGGUCCUUCUUUUGUCUGUCUUAAUCUGGAAAUUCUGCUGAAACCUGCCUGCCAUGGGUGACCCUGCUGGUGUUUGAAUACUGGCCGCAUAGCUUCCAUAAUCAUAGCAACACCCAAGCUCCCAAAGUAGGACAAACUGACAGAGACAUGGGGAGGGGGAUAUAACUUAAAAAGUAACUUACAUACUAUAUAAUUCACUCAUUUAAAGUGUAAUAAUUCAAUGUUUUAGCAUAUUCACAGAUAUGGGCAACCAACACCAUAAUCAAUUUUAGAACAUUUUUAUCACCUCUACAAGAAACUCUGUACCCAUUAGCUAUCAGUUCCUAUAUCCACCCCACCCCAAGCAACCACUAAUCUGCUUUCUGUCUGUAAUUUCCCUAAUAAAAAAAAAAAAUAGAUUCCCUAAAUGGAAUUUUAUACUAUGUUGUCUUUUUUGACUAGCUUCUUUUACUUAACAUAAUAUUUUCAAGGUUCAUCCAUGUCGUAGCAUGUGUCAGUACUUCAUUCCUGUUUAUGGCUGAGUAAUAUUCCAGUGUAUGGAUAUAUACCACAUUUUGUUUAUCCAUUCAUCUGUUGCUGGGUAUUUAAGUUGUUUCAACCUGUUGGCUAUUUGUGAAUAAUGCUGCCAUGAACAUUUGUGUACAAGUAUUUGUUUGAACACCUGUUUUCAAUUCUCUUGGGUAUAUAUGUAGGAGGAGAAUUGCUGGUUCAUAUGGUAGUUACGAUAGUCCUGUGUUUAACUUAUUGAGGAAGUACCAAACUGUUCUCCACAGUGGCAGCACCAUUUUAUAUUUCCACUAGCAAUAUAUAAGGGUUCUAACUUCUCCACGGCCUCACCAACACUUGUUGUUUUCUGUUUGGGAUGUUUGUUUAUUUUGUUUUUGGAGCCACCCUAGUGAGUACAAAGUGGAAUCUCACUGUGGUUUUGAUUUGCAUUUCCCCCAUGACUAAUGAUAUUGAGCAUCUCUUCAUGUGUAUGUCUUCGCCAUUUGCAUAUCUUCUUUGAAAAAAUGUUUAGUCAAGCCCUGUGUCCAUGUUUUAAUUGGGAUGGUUGUCUUCUUUUCGUUUAAAGAGUUCUUUAUAUAUUCUGGAUACCAGAUCCUUAUCAGAUAUAUGGGUAAGGUAUUUGAAAGUAUCCAGCCCUGCCUCAAGGGUCAGCUUGCUAAGUUCUUAAAGUAGGGAGAGAGACCUUGGAGCCUGACAUCCAGCAACCAGGACUUGAGGACUAUUCUUUAGGAAGUCCAGUUACUCUUUUCUGAGACUUGUGGCUUAUACUGAAAGGUGAGGAUUUUUUCCCUUCCCUUUCCCUAUGAGCAGUUUGUCCUGAUACGUAUUUCACCUGCCUUCUCUAAGCACCUUGCAUUUAUAUUAUUAAUUAUUAUCAGCAAGUAUUUCCCGUGUACCUAACACACAGCCAGCUAGAGCAAAGGGCCCAAGGGAGAAUUCUGAAGCAUAUAAGCUCAGGGAACUCCCAGGCUGGUACAGGAUCCCUUGGCCCGAGGUUCCUCUGGUAAAUGCUAAGAUCUGUGAUAUCCAUGACAGAAGGCUGCGGUCAGUCAUUGUGGGCUGGGAAAACCUGGGCAGACUUCCAGCCACAGGUGGGCCUUCAGCUAGGACUUAAAGGUUUUACAUCAGCAGUGAUGGAGCAAACAUCCUGGUCAAGACGCAGGGAUACCCUGGGUAGGGUUCAGUGGGGAGGCAAGGCUAUUUAUAAUUUAGGUGGGUGGAAUCAUAUUGGGAGAAUUCAGUGGGACAGAAUACUAGAAGCCCCGGUGCCAUCCCCUUGUGGUUGGGAGUUUCUAGAAGAAUAUCGUGCCACUUUCUCUUAACAUCUCAGGAAACUGGGCACUUGCAUCUCCCAGACUUCUGCAGUAUAAAUAACUAAGAAAUUUUGAGAGAUGACAAGGUUGGCAGGCAUAAAUUUUCAGCCUGCUGCUCAGCAGCCACGGAGUUCGCUGCAAUGAUAUGCAUGGAAACUUGUCUGGCUAAUUUUGAAUCUUUUCUCCAGGGCCCUCGCCGGGGCUGUGUGUGGUGGAGGGGCCUGGAAUCUCCUCCUCGUUUCAGGGCAACCACCAUACAUAACCACAUUCUUCAAAGUAAAGCCUGUGACAAAUAAAUUUCCAUUAAUCAGCAAGUCAGAAAGGAACUAUUGAAACCAAUGAGUUAUGUGAGAGCCUACGUCCUAACAACCCUUUGUGGUGAUGGUGGUUGUGGUGGUAGUGGUGGUGGCGAUAGAGAUAGUAGUGGUGAUGAUGGUAACGGGUGAUGAUCAUGAUGGUGGUGGUAAUGAUGAUGGUAGUGGUGAUGUUGGUGGCAGUGAUGGUGGUGGUGGCAAUUAAGGUGGUGACAGUAGUGGUAGUGGCAGUGGUGGAGGUGAUGGUGAUGGUAAUGAUGGUAGUAAUGAUGGUGGUGGUGAUGCUGGUGGUGGUAAUGAUGGUGAUGAUGAUGGAAGCGGUGAUGAUGGUGGCAGUGAUGGUGGUGGUGGCAACGGUGGUGGUGACAGUAGUGGCAGUGGUGGGGGUGAUGGUGAUGGUGGUGGUAAUGAUGGUAAUGAUAAUGGUAGUGGUGAUGAUGGUGGCGGUGGCAAUGAUACUGGUGGUGAUGCCAAUGAUGGUGAUGAUGCUGGUGGUGGUAAUUAUGGUAAUGACAAUUGGUGGGAGUGGUGAUGAUGGUGGUGGUGGCAUGACGAUGAUGGCGGCAAUGGUGGUGGUGAUGGUAGUGGUGAUUGUGAUGAUGAUGGUAAUGAUGGUGAUGAUGAUGGUAGUGGAGGUGGUGACGGCGAUGGUGGCAGUGAUGCUGAUGGAGGUGGUGAUAUGUGGCGAUGGUGGUGGUUACAGCGAUGGUUGUAAUGAUGGUAGUGAUGAUGGUAGUGGUGGCAAUAGUGGUGGUAACAAUGUUGGUGGUGGUGGUGGUGCUAGUAGAGACAGAAGUCAUAGUUAUGGCAAUGGUGAAGGUGGUGGUGAUGGUGGUUGUGAUGAUGGGAGUGGUGGUGGUGGUCACAAUGAUGACGAUGGUCAUGGUGGCAGUGGUGGAGGUGGUGGUGAUGGUGGCAGUGAUGAUGGUGGCAGUAGUGGCGGGGGCAGUGGUGGAGAUGGUGGUGACGGUGGUGGUAGCGAUGCUGAUGGAGGUGGUGAUAUGUGGUGAUGGUAGCGGUGGUGGUUAUAAUGAUGGCAGUGGUGGUGAUGACGGUGGUGGUGGUGACAGUGGUGGUGGUAUUGAUGGUGGUGGUGGCGCUAGUCGAGGCAGAGGUGAUAGUUACGGCCAUGGUGAUGGUGGUGAUGAUGGGAGUGGUGACAGUGGUGGGGGUAGUGGAGGUGAUGAUGGUGGUUACGAAGAUGAUGAUGGAGGGGAGUUUGUACUUGCACGGUACUGACAGAUUGCAAAAUUCCUUCAUACAGUCAGUUCAUCUUAUUUGCGCCUGAACAAAAUUAUGAGGCAGACAGGGCGGAUAUUGUUAUGUUCAGUUGAAAGAUGGAGGCUGAGAUUCAGAAGGACUUGUAAGCCGUGCGUUCUUUGAUCACACUGCUAUGCCUCUUGUCAGUGAGUGUCAAAUGAGUGGCACAGACAGCCGUGACUAAAGGUGUUCAGAGGAGAGCAGGGCUGCCGUGGGCCAGAGAACCCAGGAAGGGUUGCUGUGAGCAGAAUUUGGGCUUAGAAGGAUAGACUGCCAAGUAGGACAGUCAAGGGAGGGUAUUAAUGUGCAUUUGAGUGUCUCUAAGUGUAUGUAUUGGGGAGUGUUGUCAGAGAAAAGGGGGAUUAAAAAGUAAAGACAUAGGUUACAAACUACCAAAUGUAGGUGGAUUUUCCUGGUAUUGGAACAUAGUAAAGGAAGGAAACUAGUAGUCAUCCACUCUUUGGACGUGCCAGGCCCCGUGCUGGGCGCUUGCACAUACAUCAUUUCACUUUAUCCUCACAGCCUCCUUGUGAAGCAGGUAUCAUUAUCUCCACUUCACAGAGUUAAAAACUGAUGCAGAGCGGGAAUGAACCCUUCCCUCAAGGUCACAUAGUAAAGCCAUGUGAAUCCAGGUUUGUCUAAACCCCAGACGCCAUAAUGUCCUAUAGUAGCCCAGUGCUCAGUCGGGCCCCUGGCAUAUGGAACACCAGUCAUUAAUGCCGGCCCAAAGCUGUGCAGCCUGGCCCAUGUUACCCAGUUCUGAAGGUCAGAGGGAGGGGCGCCAUCUCCAGAAUUGUAAAUCAGGAGGUCAGACUUGCCUCAUAAAGGCUGGUACUGUACCAUCUCCUGCAGUGGAUUUGGGUAUUUGUCUUCCCAUUAAAUAGGUAAGCAUGUACCUACUCAUUGGCAACGUUUGCUGACAAUACAGCUUUUCUUUAGCUUGAGAAAGACUUUUUCAUAGUGACUUCAGAUAGUCUUUGAGAUAUCCAAUGCUUCAUUCAGAUGUGUGCCUUCUGAGGUAACUGUUGCUUAUUGUAUAACCCUUACUAUCUUGGACGCAGGAGAGUUGGGAGGACCAGGUAAUGGUGAAGAAUCCUAGUGUAGGUAGGCUUACCUGUUCAUGAGCCAAGGCCCUUGGGAAGGCUGCCUGGCUUUUUUUGUAUGUCCCCUCUCACCUUCUUCUAGGUUGCUGUAGUCUCUGGUGGUGUAAGUAACUGGUUCUAGAAGGACUUAGCCUAUAUUGGGACCUCUCGAAGGAGGUGGUUUAGCUCCAGUGACCUCUGCAAAUUUUGCCUGAGGUAGGUGAUCAUGGAUUAUGGUUCAGAUGCAUAACAAAAAAGCUUUGCAUUUGAAUAUAACUUUAUCAUUCCCUGGCCAUAGUCCACUUCAGUCCCUCAGUACUCCUGUGUGUAGAAGAACCCAUUGCCUUCAUCAAGUCGAUUCUGAUUCAUGGCGACCCUGUGUGUUUUAUAGUAGAAUGUGCUCCAUAGAGUUUUCAAUGGCUGUAAUCUUACGGAAAUAGACCACCAGGCCUGUCUCCCGUGGCGCCACUGGGUGGAUUCAAACCACCAUUCUUCCAGCCAGUAGUGGAGCACAAACUGUUUGUGCCACCCAGGGAACUGUGUAUAGAAGAGAGGGCAGGUAUAUUUUUUUUUAUUGUACCUUAGAUGAAGGGUUACAGAGCAAAUUAGUUUCUCAUUAAACAACUAACACACAUAUUGUUUUGUGACAUUGGUUGCCAACCCUAUGACAUGUCAACACUCUCCCUUCUCGACCUUGAGUUCCCUGUUACCAGCUUUCCUGUCCCCUCCUGCCUUCUAUCCCUUGCCCCUGGGCUGGUGUGCCCAUUUAGUCUCUUGUUUUAUGGACCUGUCUAAUCUUUGGCUGAAAGCUGAAUGUCAGGAGUGAUUUCAGUACUGGGUUAAAAGGGCAUCUGAGGGCCAUAUUCUCAGGGUUUCUCCAGUCUCUGUGAGACCACUAAGUCUGGUCUUUUUUUGUGAAUCUGAAUUUUGUUCUAAAUUUUUCUCCAGCUCUGUCCAGGACCCUCUAUUGUGAUCCCUGGCAGGGCAGUUGGUGGUGGUAGCCGGGCACCAUCCAGUUGUUCCAGGCUCAGUCUGGUGGAGGCUGUGGUAGUUGUGGUGAGAGGGCAGGUAUAUUUUUAACAGGAAGAUGCUGCUGCUGAGAGAGGUGAAGCACCUUCUCUAGAGCUGCAAAGGGUGAGUGCGGAGAUGGGGUGAGGGCAGGUUUCCUCAGUCCACUUCAGGCUUUUUCCUGCCUCCCACCAAUGGUCCUGAUAAGCAUUUUUCCUGGAAAGGCCUGCAACUUGAGAAAGUACUAUAAGCACAGGGAUUAGACUCUUCUGCAGAUGAUGGAGGCCCUGGAGCAUUAUGGAGGUGAGGCCCACACCUCAGUGGCUCAGCCGCAGGGGGGUAUCAGGGGCUUCUCUGGGACUGCUUAGCUCCACCUGCCUUUGAGCUGUGAUUCUUGUGUGCUUGUUGUAGGCGGAGCAGCCCUUUCCAUAUGCCUUGCAGAUCAAUUUGGGAUUGUGUGUUCUGUUGCUUUCCCCUUUUAGAAGGGAUGGAUUUAGCCCUGGUAUGCCAAAUACAAACCCUCACUUCAUCUGAGAGCUCUUUCCGUCCACCCUCCUCAGGCAGGCUAUUUACAGACUCGGUGUGAUCUCCUCGUCAUUUCACCACGCGGGGUCGUCCGCCAGUGAAUGAAAGUGAGGAAAGGCCCCAAGCCAGCGAGCUCGGGCAGAUGAGCCUUACAUAACACGUGCUAAAAAUACGCAGCCAAUUGGGAUGGAAACGUGAAAAACGAGCCAUGCUUCAGCCUGAGUCUGAGGUACCAGAGAGUAACAGGGGAGCCAUUUCUCCCAGCUGAAGAUGUCGGUAGAUAAGUCACUUACUCUUGUUUGCACGCUCCAUUUUUGUGGCCUUUUACAACAACGUAUAUGUCUGUUCCAUUCCCGCUCAUCCCCCCACAGGACUGAAUUUAGGCAGCAGAAGCCAGGACAAAAUGAGCAUCGAAGACAAGGUGCAGAGAACUGCUGCCCCUUGAGGGCAGAAGGACAGUGUCUAGUUGGGUGGCCAGAUGUUGAGAUGGUAAAUAAAGCUCUCAUUUCUAACUUCUCCAAAAGCCAAACACUUAGAAGACUCAAGUUAUCAAAAUAUUGUUCUUUCUGCCCUGGAAAUUGGUUAACAUUAGGGCUUUAUUAAAGACCGUAGAGAAUGCUGUUGUCUUCCAGCUUCAUCCCCAUCUUCCCCACUCCAUCAAGUCCCCCCUCUCCUCCUCUUGCGCCUUCCAGCUCUCUUUUUCUCUUGGCUUCCUGCCCUCUGCCUACAGGCUGCUCAGACCUCCCUAAUAGCACAGUGUUGUGUGUGAUGAGAGUCUGGUGUCUGGAUGUGCCAUAGACAAUGUGCAACAUGAGGGCAGGUCCUGCUCUCACCCGCCAUUGUGUUUCCCCAAUGCCCAGCAUAGUGCUUGGGCCAAGAUGAGCACCAGGUCCUUGCUCAUUGAAGCAACAAAUGCGCAACCCAGAGGUGACGUGCUAGGGUUUCUGAGAAAUACAGUUGAGAGAUGAACCUGGCUCUCAUCAUUCAAGUCUGACGUUGGUCUCCUAUGGCACUCAGAAGACACUUCCACGCAACUCAUCGGUCACCUGAUUGUUGUUCUGUGUGAUACUCCAUGAUGAAGGCACAAAGGGUCUAAAGAUAGCUGCACCAGAUUGUCAUGGAGUGAAUUAGAAGUAGAGGGAGGUGAACAUCAGUGUUAGAGAAUCAUAGGUCGAGAAGAUGCUUGGAGACGACCUGGAACUACUUCACAGUUAAAAAAAGAUGAAGAAACAGGGAGCCUAGGGUAUCGAGAAAGUUUGACCUCAAUUACAAGGUUAGUUAGCGUCAGAUCCAGGACUCUGCCUGGUGCCUCACGGAGACGCUCAGUAAAUCCUACAAACCUACACACAGAACGUCUCCCAAAUCCUAGUUCAGAGCCCUUGCCAGACACCCCCUGUCCUCGCUGCUGAGGAUGGCAGCAGCCAUGGAUCCAUGACACAAGGCAGCCUUCCCACACACGGAGCUCCAAGGAGGCUCCCUCUGCCCACCUUCCGGCUUGAACGCCUGCGUUUAGACUGUGUGGACAGCAAGGCACUUGCAGUUACUCCGUAACGAACUUUGCUGCCUCAUGGCUGGGGAACAAAUCACCACCACGCUCACGGCUUAUUCCAUCUAGAAUCCACUUAAUGCGUCUAUCUGUGGCUGCAAAAGGGAGUUCUGAUAAUGUACAUUGGUGCAGCUGCUAGGGAAAACAGCUAGACAGUCCCUCAAAAAGUUAAACAUAGAAGUAUUAUAUGAGCCAGCAAUGCCAGCCCUAGGGAUGUACCCGUAAGACUUGAAAGCAGGGAUUCAAACAGAUACUUGUAUACCAAUGUUCACUGUAGCUCUAUGUACGAUAGCCGAAAGGUGGGAACCCAAGUGUCCAUCAAUGGAUGAACAAAAUGUGCCACGUGCACCCAGUGGAAUAUUACUCUGCCAUGAAGAGAAAUGAAGUCCUGAUACAUGCUGUCACGUGGAUAAACCUUGAAAGCAUUAUGCUGAGUGAAAUGAGUCAGACAUAAAAGGACCGUAUGAUUCCAUUUAUAUGAAAUAUCUAGAACAGACAAAUGCAUAGAGACAGAGAGUAGGUGAGGGGUUAUUGUGUUGGAUACUGAGCUUCUGUUUGGGGUGAUGAAAACUUUUACAAAUAGGUAAUGGCAAUGGUUGCAGAACAUUGCAAAUGUAAUUAAUACCACUAAAUCGUGCACUUAAAAAUGGUUAAAAUGACAAAUUUUACAUUAUAUACGUUUACCACAAUAAAUAACAAGCAUACAGAACAAACAAAAAGGGAGUCCAGGUGACAGGCCAGAAAGACAUGCUGAGCAGGCCCCCAGAGCAGGCUUCAGAGGUUUGAGGGGAUGUGGCAUGGGGCGGUGCCGUGAUGCUUCCUGCUGCCUUCUCUGCUGAGGAUCAGAACUGUACACGGGUUCGUUGUUGUUCGGUGCAAUAGAGCUGAUUCCAACUCAUAGAGACCCCAUGAGACAGAGUAGAACUGCCCCAUAGGGUUUUCUUGACAUAAUCUUUACACAAGCAAAUUGCCUGGUCUUUCUUCCGUGGAGCCACUGGGUAAGUUCAAACUGCCAACCUUUCAGUUAGCAACUGAGCACUUAUGUGUUCGUGCCAUAUGGGAUUUAGGACAAGGCAACGAUCUGACUUUCCUGUGUGCUGUUGGGCACACAAUUGUGUCAUACCCCCAUUUCCUCAGCUAUAUCUUACGUAAUUUAUUUCAUCCUUACACCAUCCCAGGAGGUCGCUACUUCCCCACUUCACAGAUGCAAAGUUGAGGCCAGGGACAUUGCAUAACUUGCCCAAGAUCUGCCUUGCUUCAAAGCUCAAGCUGUUUGUUGGCUAUAAAGUUGACCCCUACACUGGGCCUUUUUUUUUUUAGUUAUUUUUUUAUUGUACUUUAGAUUAAGGUUUACAGAACAAAUUAGUUUUUCAUUAAACAAUUAAUACACAUAUUGUUUUGUGACACUGGUUGCCAACCCCAUGACAUGUCAACACUCUCCCCUUCUCAACCUUGGGUUCCCCGUUACCAGCUUUCCUGUCCUCUCCUGCCUUCUCCCCCUUGCCUCUGGGCUGCUGUGCCCCUUUAGUCUUGUUUUGUUUUUAUGGGCCUGUCUAAUCUUUGCCUGAAGUGUGAACCUCAGGACUGAAUUCAGUACUGAGUUAAAAGGGUGUCCAGGGCCAUACUUUUGGGGUUUUUCCAGUCUCUGUCAGACUAGUGAGUGUGGUCUUUUUUUGUGAGUUAGAAUAUUGUUCUACAUUUUUCUCCAGCUCUGCCUGUGACCCUCUAUUGUGAUCCCUGUCAGAGCAGUCAGUGGUGGUAGCCGGGCACCAUCUAGUUGUGCUGGAUUCAAUCUGGUGGAGGCUGUGGUAGUUGUGGUCCAUUAGUCCUUUGGACUGAUCUUUCCCUUGUGUCUCAGGUUUUCUUCAUUCUCCUUUGCUCCAAAUGGGGUGGGUCCAGUGGAGUAUCUUAGAUGGCCACUCACAAGCUUUUAAGACCCCAGACGCUACUCACCAUAGUCGAAUGUAGAACAUUUUCUUUAUAAACUGUGUUAUUCCAGUUGAGCUAGAUGUUCCCUGAGACCAUGGUUCCCAGCCCUCAGCUCAGUAAUUCAGUCCCUCAGAGAGUUUGGAUGUGUCUAUGGAGCUUCCAUGAUAAAGUUGCCCCUUGACAGAUGUUCUAAUAUUUGUCGUAAGUCCCUACAUUAGAUUAUAACACAUUUCAUUGAUAAUAUCACUGUAAUAUGAUUUAAGUAUGAUGGUGUAUUCUUAUUAAACCACUGGUUUGGGUACUCAGGAUGUGCCCGGCCCUGUGCGAGGUGCUGUGAUUUCCAGCGGCGAUAUUACACCAGGGUUCCUGCCUUCAGGAAGCCUAUAGUAGAGGUGAGCGCCCGCCGGACAUCUCAGCAUCAGAACAAGGUGCCAUGUGAUUAGGUGCCAAGACAAAUGGCAGAUGCUCUAACAGCACCUGCUGGUGCCAUCAGCCUAUUGACCUAAAAUUUCCUCUCUCCUCAAUGACUCCCCGAUGGUAAAUUACACUCUAGCGGAAGCCGCGGGCAUUAUUUGGCUUCAUCAUUGUUCCAUUAGGGAUUAGCUUCCCCACACUCUCGUGUCCUAAAUAUUCUGUAACUGGAUCCUUCAGUACAUACAAUUCCGCAUAUAAGGAUUUUAUUAUUGUAUGUAAACUUUUUAAAGUAGCAUAUACACACACACAAAAAUGCGCGUAUCAAUAUAAGCAUAAACCAGUUACCCCUCUAGCUGAUUCCAACCCAUGAUGACCCCGUGUGUGCCAGAGUAGAACUGUGCUCCGUAGGGUUUUCAAUGACUGGUUUUUCCAAAGUAGAUUGCCAGGCCUUUCUUCUAAGGCACCUCUGGGUGGACACAAACCUCCAACCUUUUGGUUAGCAGUCGAGUGCUCUAACAUAUUGCACUACCCAGGGACUCCAGUAUGCAUAAGUGUGUUGCUGUGUGCCAUCGAGUCGAUUCCGACUCAAAGAGACCCUAUAGGACAAAGCAGAACUGCCUCAUAGGGUUUCCUAGGUUGUAAUUUUUAUGGGAGCAGGUCGCCAGGUCAUUCCUCCUUGGAGCCACUGGUGGGUUUGAACCACUGACCUUUCUGUUAACAGCUGAGCACUUAACCAUUGUGCCACCAGGGCCCCUUGUAUAAAUGUACAGCUCACCAAAUUUCCACGAAGCAAAUACACCAUGUGACCAGCAUCAGAUGAAGAAAUAGAGCGUGGCCAGCCUCGCAGAAGCCCCUCAUAUUCCUAGCCACUACUGCCCGCCUCUUGACUGCUAAGGGCACAGAUUAGUUUUGCUUGGUUUUGAAUUUUAAAUAAAUGGACUCAUACGGUGUAUAUGCUUUUGUGUCUGGUUUCUUUCAUGCAACAUCAUGUUUAUGAGCUUCAUCUGUGCUUCUGUAUGUAGUUCAUAAUUUGCUGAUUCUCAUUGUUCUGUAGCCUUCCAUGGUGGGACUAUACCACAAUUUACCUACCCAAUCUAUUACUGACGGGCAUGAGGUUGUUUCCAUUUUUAGGCUGUAGGAACCAUGUUGCUGUGAACAUUCUAGUUUGUGUCCUUUGGUGAACCAACCUACACACUGGUGUUAGAUGCAUAUGUACCAGUGGGAUUUCUGGGUCCUAAAGCUGCAGGCGUUCAGCUUCCGUAGAUACUGCAGUAUAUACACCAGCAGCAUCUAAGAGUUCUAGGUGCUCCACAACCUUGACGAAACUCCAUAUUGUUCCUCUUUUUUUCCGUAUUUUGCUAUUCUGGUGAGUGUGUGAGAAAGUGUCAUUCUGAUUUCAAUUUGCAUUUCCCUGCUGACUUUAUUUAUUUCUUUAUUUUUUAAUAUGUGUAUUGGCUAUUUGGAUAUCUUCUUUUGUGAAGUGCCUGCUCAAGUUGUUUAACCAUGUUUUCUAUUACACUGUCCACCUUUGUCUUAUUGAUUUGUAGAAGGCCUUUAUAUAUUCUGGAUACAAGUCUUUGUUGGAUAUAUGAAAUUCAGUUAUCAUCUUCCAGUCUGUGGCUUGCCUUUUCACUCCUUAAGGGUACCUUUUGAAGAAUAAAAGUUCCUGUUUUAAUGUCCAGUUAAUCUUUCUUGUUCGUUGUUUUUGGUUAGCACUUUUUGUGUUUAAUAAAGCUUUGCUUACUCAGAAGUCAUGAAGAUUUUCACCUACGUUUUCUUCCAAAAGCUGUGUUUCUUUACCUUUCAGCUAAUGUAACUGCCUUUUUAAAUUGGGGUGGUUUUUGACCCAGCGGAACCGGCCUCACUGUAGCACUAACCCAGUGAAAUCAUGUUUACUUUGGGCAGUGGUAACACGGUUCCGCAGGACCGUCAAUGACUGUAGACUCUCCCUGCUUCCAGUACCAUAUUUGUUUUCUGGAGAAUUGCAUGUAAAUUAUAGCCAAUGAAUUCAUCUACGCUGUAAAUACUGAGUCUGUGACUUUUCAGACAUUUCCACCCAAAAUUCAGGAGGUGUUCCUUAACUGACUGUACUCUGACUUGCUAAAUUAACUCUACCUGGUGGUUCGGUGGUAGAAUUCCCGCCUUCCAUGCAGGAGACCUUGGUUCGAAUCCCAGCUGGUGCACCUCUGUCUGUCAGUGGAGGCUUGGUGUUGCUAUGAUGCUGAAAAGGUUUCAGCACAGCGAGGCUUCGCUAGACUAACACAGACUAGGAAGAAAAGCCUGGUGACCUACUUCCAAAAAUCAGCCAAUGUAAACCCUAUGGAUCACAAUGGUCCAGUCUGCAACUGAUCAUGGGGUGGUGCAAGACCAGGCAGUGUUUUUGCACCACUGUCCAUGGGGCCGUCAUGAGUUGGGGCUGACCCGACAGCAGCUAAAAACAAUGUCAUCCAUUCCCCCUGACUGCUGCUCACAGCACGCACGACAGCUCAGCAGACAGUAUAGCAGCCUACGUUCUAGAACGCUGUGUACUUGUUUCCAUCAUUCUUGUUGUCUAUUCAUCAGCUCACUUGUGUUUGUUGUUCUUAUCGUUGUAAUUACAUAAUUUUGAUUAAAUAUUAUUGACACUAAUGAAAUAUGAGUGUGAAAAGCAAGUUUCUGUGAAAGCUAAGUUGAACAUUUUGGAAGGAGUCAAUAAAGAUGAGUUGCUAAUAAAAUUAUUAUUGAAUUAUGUGUAAGAGAGAAAAGAAUAAAAUCCUGGGGGGAGGGGAUGGAACAAUAAAGCUCUAAAAAGAUUCUGAAUUCAGACUGCUUCAUCAAUAUCUUUAAGGUUUUGCUCCACAAUAAAGAAACUGGAAAUCAUGUUGUUGUUAGUUUCUGUAUAGUCAAUUCCGACUCACGGUGACUCCAUAUGACAGAGUAGAACGGCCCCAUAGAGUUUUCUAGGCUGUAAUCUUUAUGGAGCAGAUUGCUAUGUCUUUCUCCCUCAAAGCCACUGGGUGGGUUCGAACCACCGACCUUUCUAUCCCAGGACUCAAAACGGCAACCAUACCUUACACACACUCAAUGACUCAGCAUACAUUCAGGAAGUACCUGGGCCUUGAAAGGGUUAAAGAAAAGACCUUGGCCUUACAUUACUGGCAAAUGAGUGUGUAUAUAUUUGUUUUCAGAUAAAUAGGGUUUAAGUUGGAAUGUAUGUUGUCAUUUAAAAUAUUUAAAGUAUAUCUUAGUUUUUCAUGAUUGUCUGCUUUAAUUGACUUUUUAUUAACCCAGCACUGUUCCACUCACCACAGAUAAGAGGGGCAGAGAGAACUGAGACCCUAUCCCUGGGAGCUAGCCUUAAGCUAGGAAGUUCUUGGAAAUACCGUUUUAUCUUAAAUACUAACAAUUUAAGUCCUUCAAAAUUUGCAUUCUACUGUGUAUUUAAAAAAAAUAAAAUAAAAUCAUGGUUUUCUUUUUGAAAAUCUUCCAAUAAAAUUAUGGCUUAGCUUAAUUCUUCUGAGAUAGGAGUUUGGUCAUUGAUUUAUUUAUUUUUAAUUUCAUUUAUUUUUUUAUUGUGCUUUAAGUGAAAGUUUACAAAUCAAGUCAGCCUCUCAUACAUAAAUUUAUACAGACCUUGCUGUGUACUCCUCGUGGCUCUCCCCCUAAUGAGACAGUCCACUCCUUCUCUCCACCCUGUAUUCCCGUGCCCAUUCAGCCAGCUCCUGUCAGGAGUCUGGUCGUUUGAAUCAUCUCCAUCUAUCUGAUGCGCAGGGCUGACUUUUGGAUCCAUCGUGCACUUUAAGGCUGCCGGCCUGUGUGCUGGAGCCCCGGACACUGGUGAUGCUGGGUGUUUGGGGCUCUGAGGCAGCCUUCUGUCUGUCCCCUGGGGCUCCCAUAUGUGGUGAGAAGGAGGAGGCGGCCUGUGGGUCUGGGAGUUAGCACUGCCUGUUUGGGAGCCAGCCUGUUGCCCUGCAUCUGGGGCGCAGAGGCUGCCCCUGAAGACCAGCUUGCCUUUCAGGCCAAGGACCCAUGGUGACCCACCUGGGGGGACAGGCUGUUGCUUCAGCCCCCCCCCCACCUGCUGUCUUUCAAGACCCUCCUUUUAGGUUAUCCAUUUGCCCCCUGGUGACAGGGUGGAGGCUAUUUCAUUUGUAAAUUGGGCUUAUUUAUUCACUUCUCCCCUUACCCU